GGCAAGGCAUGCACCGAAGGGCCAGGAUCAUGCUAACAGCUCUGAUUUGUACCAGCACUCCACAGUCUGUUCUGCUCCUCCACUAAGGGGCAGCGAGUUAUGGGGGUUAAGGCCGGUACUUUCUCUCCUUGGAGUCAUAGUGACAUCUCUCAUUAUUAAUAUAUGUUAAAUGAGAUGCUUCGUCGAUGCACCCAGAAAGGGGUGAGUGACAAAGGGUGGAUUGGUCAGUAUCAGUUCUGUCCUUUCUCCUAUUUUCCAUUUGCAACAUCCAGAACUAGCUGAUACCCAAGAGAGGUGUUGUCAGUGGCUUCUGAAUGCAUAUAGGGGAAAUGUUUGGCUUUACUCUCGUAGUUGCUUCUGAUUCCACUUAUUCUGAGAGUAGAAAGACUAGGCAGAGGUAUUGGGAGGGUUGGGCCAGCCUUCCCCCAAUGCCUGGUGCAUUCUGGAUGUUUCGAACUACAACUCCCAAGAGCUCCAGCACCGUACGGUUGAGCCAUCUGAGGCUGUUGGGGGUUGUAGUCCAAAAAUGUCUGGAGGGCACUAGGUUGGGGGAAGGCUGCCUUAAGUAAUGCCCAUUUUUUACAGCUGCCCAAAGUGAUUAAACGUACCAUGGAAACACACAUUGCGGCUAAAUGCAAAGUUUGAUGCUGCCAGCUGGCCGUUCCACCCUCCGAGCGCACCUUGGCGUCAAGAGCUUCUAGCCUGCCCUUCCAGAGGACUCGGGAAUUCUAGAUCUUGCCCCCUAGUUCUAAUAAUCCACAGGUCUCCACUCUCAAUUCCAGAGAAGGCAGGCAUCCAGGCCCUUGGCCCACUAGAGCCCGCUCUGUCCUCCAGUUCCCCAACGCCUCCUUUCACCGGCAGGUGUCACAACUGCAGCCCUUCAGCAACUCAGCCGGUGCGUGAGUUUUCCUGCAAAAUAUCCGGAGGGCACCAGGUUAGGGAAGGGAAGGUUUCCUCGCCUCUCUCUUUAUACCUGCCGAGGUCCAGCAUGUUGUUGUUGCUGAGUCGUUUAGUCGUGCCUGACUCUUCGUGACCCCCUGGACCAGAGCACGCCAGGCCCUCCUGUCUUCCACUGCCUCCCGCAGUUUGGUCAAACUCAUGCUGGUCGCUUCGAGAACACUGUCCAGCCAUCUCGUCCUCCGUCGUCCCCUUCUCCUUGCGCCCUCCAUCUUUCCCAACAUCAAGGUCUUUUCCAGGGAGUCUUCUCUUCUCCUGAGGUGGCCAAAGUCUUGGAGCCGCAGCUUCAGGAUCUGUCCUUCCAGUGAGCACUCAGGGCUGAUUUCCUUCGGAAUGGAGAGGUUUGAUCUUCUUGCAGUCCAUGGGACUCUCCAGAGUCUCCUCCAGCGCCAGAAUUCAAAAGCAUCCAUUCUUCGGCGAUCAGCCUUCUUGAUGGUCCAGCUCUCACUUCCAUACAUCACUACUGGGAAAACCAUGGCUUUAACUAUACGUACCUUUGUUGGGAGGAGAGGCCUCUCAAUAUCUACUAGCCAGGAUGGCCAGGCACUUCUGAACACCAGCUGCCGAGAACUGCAGGAGAGGGCUGGUCUUGCGUUCGAAUCCUGCUCGGGGGCUUCCCCAUUGAGGCAUCUGGUUGAACAGGAUGCUGGCCACUUGGGCCUGAUCCUGCGUUUGCGACGGCCGCCGUCCCAACCUGCCUGCAAGCAAGAAAAAGCAUGAAACAAUAAGAUAGAAGGGGCUAUUAAAGUCGCUUUUAACGCAGAGAAAAACACCGGCUGAGGAACGGGCUCCCUGUUGCAAAUCUCAGCUUUCCAGGGUUGGAAAACCAGGGGCUGGAUCUUGGCAGCCCCUUCCUCUGGGCCUCCGUCCCCAUAUCUUCGCCCAACCCAGGCAUCCCUCCUUCCUUCUUCCCUGCUGGGCGUCUGAUACACGAAAGAUGAAGGUGGGUCUGUCUCCUUGCUGGGCCUCCUGGGAGCCCCUCUCCUGGGCACAAGGCGCGCUCUGCUCUUUGGAACUACAACUCCCAGCCACCCCCAGCCCCCAGUCCCUGGCCGGUGGGAGUUGUAGUCCCAAGCGCCUGGCCGGCGCCACCUUGGCCAAGGCUGGCCUCAGGCCAGGGCACACGGUUCUGCAAGCCGCCUCAAGGUCCCAGAUUCAUUAUGAAGCAGCAUAUAUAUAUAUAUAUAUAUAUAUAUAUACACCUUUAGCUCGCUGAAAUGCAUAAAAAUAAAUCUGAGAAUGCCCCCCAGCUGCACUGAGGUUCAUCAACACUCUGCACAUGCCCAGAGGCGUUUCCUUCUAGGCUUCAAAGGAGUUGGGCUGUUAGAUGCGCCUCCCUUUCUUCACAUCAUUGGACAGGGAGGCACUCUGCACAUGCCCAGAGAAGGGAGACAGGCCGUAAUUCACUGAGGGCUUCCCGCCCUUCUCUCCCUGCCCCCACCAGCCCGUUGGGAGAACGGCCUGCCAGUCAGAACGCGUCCCCCCCCUUUUCCCAGUGCAGAUUGGUUAGUUGCGUUGCCAUUCAAACUUCAAGUGCCCGCCUCUGCUGAGGUGAGACUGAAUCUGAUUGGACUCCGUCUUAUUCCCUCAGACUCCCAGCACCCACCCUUCCAGAGGGAAGUUGCUGAUUGGUCCGCCUCGCUGCCACUCUUCGCCCUCUUCUUACCCCCAAGGCCGUCAAAGGACCUGCCCCGCCUCAGUCACCUCACGCCGCCUCAGUCUUUCAACUGUUGGCGCCAAAACUACGGGUGGGCGCGGCCACUUUCCUGAUUGGUCGCCCUUCUCUCUCUCUCCUUCCGAGCGCUGUGAUAAGCCCGGAUUCACGUUGCUUGGGCAAUGAUUGGUCAAUAGUUUCACGCCCUGCCUCUAUGAAUCCCAUUGGCUGCGGCAGGCGCGAGGCAAAAUCACGGAGCGCUUUCAGUCUGGGGGUGGUGGCCUUAGGAACCGCCUCCUCGGUAAGGGAUUGGCCGAAGCGGUAGUCAGCGCCCUUCGCGGAUCUCUCAUUGGCCAACAGCCGCCCCCUCUCUUCUUCCUCCGCCCGCGCCCUUGAUUGGAGCGAAAGGAGGAAGAACCCGACGGCCCAUUUCCACGCCAUUGGUCGCCUGCUUCGGCUGCGCCCCGCCUGACGCGCCGCGAUUGGCGGCUCCCCGCGUGGCCGGCUCCUCAUAGGCCGAGGCGGCUCCUCGGGACCCGCCCCCUUUGGCUGGGGUCUCGCCGCUCCUGCCCGCGAGCUCUCAGUCGGCCAGCGGCUGCCUCAGCGAGCACAGCGGAGCCUGCGGGAUGGCGGCGGGCGAGGGCGGGGCCGACGCGCUGCCCCCGCCCUCCCCCUCCUGGCCCGGCCCGCUCCCUGGGCCCGAGCGGGCCUUGGAGGAAGCGGCGGCUUCGGGCAGCCUGAGCCUGGCCGGGCGGCGCCUCAGACACUUCCCCGGCGGAGCAGCCCGGCGCUGGGACCUCAGCGACACCACGCAGGCGGGUGAGCAGACCGGCCACGCCCAUCUCCCCUGACCCCGCCCCUUGGCUCCUCCCCUUCCCACCUCGUUUCCCAGCAACCAACCCUUGGCCACGCCCACAGGUGGAGAAGCUCCCCCCUCCUUUAGGGGUCUUCAUCUUUCUGGCCACUCCCCUCUUUUUGGCCACGCCCUCCCAAACCACCCUCUUUCGAAAUUAUCGAUUGAUUGCAUUGUGCUGGUAUUGCAUCUCCCCCCCCCUCCAAGUUCUGUGCAUGGUUCCUCCCCAUGGUAAUUUAGUCCCCCCCACACAACAACCCUGCGAGGUAGGUUCCAGCCUUUCUCAACCUGUGGGUCCCCAGAUGUGGUUGGACUACAACUCCCAUCACCCCUAUCUAGCAAGGGAUGAUGGGAGUUGUAGUCCAAUGGCGUCUGGGGACCCACAGGUUCAGAACCGCUGGACCGGAGGCAGGCACUGGCGCCCAGUGUCUCCCAGGGAGCUUCAUAUGUGCUGAGUGGAGGAUUUGAACCCUGGUUUUGCCCUCAUUUAAUCCCCACAACAGUAGGGAGGCGAGGCUGAGAGGGGUUGACUGCCCCCCAAGGUGGCCUUCAGAUCCAGAUUCCCCAUCGUCUCCUCUUUAUUUACACAACUUCCCUGCAAGGUAGGCCAAGAUGAGAAUGGGCUAGGCAAGGAGUCGGAUUUGGGCCCUCCUGCCCCGGUCCAGUCGCUUGAUGACGACAGCUGCAUCCUGGAGCGCUUCUGUAUCUUGUCCUCACAUCAACUCCGCUGUUCUUUCAGUAUCAGGAUUUCCCCGUCCUUCUCCUGGUGAUACUCAAACGGCACUCUUGUGUUGGGGAGUUCCAAAGGCUUUCCCUUGUCCUCCACUUUGGUUGCAGCUGCGUUUUGGAACGCCAAGUGGUGUUUGGGGUGGUUGUUGAGCGAUGUGGCAGAAUCUUGCACUCGGAGGUGCCCAGCUCCUGUGGGCAGGAGACCCUAUCUUUCCCGUGUGCCUGUGUGUGAGUGAAGAGGCCGUGCAACGGCUGGAAUGGGGCCUCCAAGUCGAGGGGAGCUGGGAGUCUGCCUUCCGGUGUCGCUGUGCCAUCCAUCACAUUUCCCCAGGAGCCAGACCUGAAUUCUGCCCAUGAAAAAUUCCCACCCCAUAAAACAAGAGGGUCACUACAGUUGAAAUAACAGGGGCGCCCAGGCGCCCAAAGGCAAGUGGCAGCUUCUGGGAACCGUAGCCGCCAGGAUUUGCAAUAGUGUGGGGUUGGGCUGGAUGCCUGAGUUGAGAUUCCUGCCUUGCAGCGGGUUGGGCUAGAGGACCUUUGAGUGUCCCUUUCAACUCCAUGAUUCUACCCCGGGGAUGAAGGAAAUUGUGGCCCUCCACACGUAGGACCCCGGCUCCCUUCCGCCUCUGGCAGUGUGGGUGGCAAGUGAUGCCGAAAGUUGUAGUGUGCCAUCAUCUGAGGGCCACAGCCCCCUGUUCCUGCCUUAGCACCCAGUGGAGUUAGCAGAAAGACUUUUAAGCGAGUGCGUUUGAGUGUGCCUGCCAAGGCAGGCGACUUCCUUCACCUUGAGGGCGAGGUUUUUCUGUCUCUUUCUGGUGAAGGAAAUGGGCGUAUCUGACGGUAUCUCCGGAGAAUCUCUGGUUCUUGCGGAAGCCCGGCCCUUGCUUGGCAGAUCUUUGCGAUAUGGGGGGUGGGAGAGAGAUAAGACCCUUGCUGCCCUUUGCUGCCAUUCCUAAGCGGGUAGCCUUGGCGUCUGCCUUGCCCUCGAGCAUUUCAAAGUCGGCUUACACAGCAGGCCGUCUUCAGUCAAAUCCUCCCUUUUUUUACAAGGAACACAGCAUGAGUUAAUUUAUGUUUUUCUGACACUAAAACCACCCCAGUCUCCUUUUCUUUGGGGAUGAAGCUGGGAAGGUGGCGGCGGCAGCAGCAACUGCUUCAGCCAAGUGGGGUGGGGGGUCUUCUGGUUUCCAGCGUGUGACACUUGUGGCAGUGACAGCCUGUGAGGGGGGGUCAAGACAGGGAGCGUUCCUUUGCAUGCGCCAGCCCCGCUCUCUCUUCCUGUGCCGCUUUGCAUAGCUUCCUCAUGCCGCCGUUCUGCAAAUGUGCUGCUGCUGUCGAUGGCUGACUACUUCUCUCCCACUCUUCCUCCCCCCCCCCCCAGCAACGCUUCUGCCAUUUGGAGUGCGGGAGGCCUCCUGUCACCCGCAAAUCCCUGCCACCCGCACCCUCGCUUGGCGCAAGUGCUGCUUGGUGGGCAGGAGGGCUGGGGGUGGGCUGUGGGGGAGGGAAAAAUAGCUCCCUCCCCCUUGGAAGAGGUGAGUCAGCAGAGGCUGUGCAGCGUGUUUUGUUCUCGCAGCCUCCCAAGCUGGCUGGCUGGCUGCUGAAAUAACUUCCAGGGCUAGCGUUGUUGUCCGGUGUGAAGUUAAAAAGGUAAAGGGACCCCUGACCAUUAGGUCCAGUUGUGGCUGACUCUGGGGUUGCGGCACUCAUCUCGCUUUACUGGCCGAGGGAGCCGGCAUGCAGAUUCCGGGUCAUGUGGCCAGCAUGGCUAAGCCGCUUCUGGCGAACCAGAGCAGCGCACGGAAAUGCCGUUUACCUUCCCGCCGGAGCGGUACCUAUUUAUCUACUUGCACUUUUGACGUGCUUUCGAACUGCUAGGUUGGCAGGAGCAGGGACCGAGCAACGGGAGCUCACCCCGUCACGGGGAUUCGAACCGCCGACCUUCUGAUCGGCAAGUCCCAAGCUCUGUGGUUUAACCCACAGUGCCAGUUAGCUGCUGGGAAAUAUCCCUGCUUUCAUCCCCCAACCCCUCCAAGGUGAAGGAUCUGUUUCCCUCAGCAGCCAGCGAAAUGGUUCCCGGAAGCCCACAAGCCAGAGAUGUGCAGGCAGAAGCCUCUUCUGUGUGCUAAGUGACCCACGGACAGAUUUUUCCUCUUAUUCAAGUUGCCUUCAAAUUCCAGUUUCUGGAAACUGCAGGAGGGGAGAGUUGCAGCUUGCGAGUAUCCCACAGGUAUACAGGAUGCUGGACUAAGAUGGCCCCCCACUGGCCAGAUCUAGCGGUCUCUUCUUACAAAUUUGUUUAGCCCUCUUUGGGCUCCAGCCAAGCUGCUUCCCAUCGCUGGGUCUUGUGGCAGGGAGUUCCAGUGGGUAAGGAUGGCGCCGCUGUGUCAGGGGGCGCUUCCUCUUUUGUUCAGCACAGAUGGCGUGAGGUAAUGACUUCUGUCCCUGUGGUGGGAAGAAACAGUUGAGCAGCCUGCCCUCUUCCACCCCUUCUGAAUUAGGUCAUGGGGAAGUGGCAGUGCAGAAGCGAAGCAAGUUGCCUCUGAGGUUUUUUGGGGGUGUGAAUGCCUCUUUUGCAGCCGUCCUAAUCUUGCUUUCCUCUGCAGCUUAUAGCAAAAUCCUAUCCAUGUCAUAGGGUCACAGAAUUGCAGAGUUGGAAGGGACACCGAGGGUCAUCCAGUCCAACCCUCUGCAAUGCCUGCACACUGAGUCCAGCCAGCCUGAUGCAGUGGGCAAACAUUAAUCCAGAACUUGGGGGAGAUCAGGGUUCAAAUCCCCACAGGGCCAUAAAGCCCACUGGGCAACCGUGGACCAGUCCCACUCUCAGCCUGACCCACCUCACAGGGUGGUUGUGAAGAUAAAAAUGGGAAAAUGUUUAUGCCUCCUUGAAUUGCUUGGAGGAAAGGUGGAGUAGAACUCUAGUCAUACGAAUAAAAAAGGCCAUUGCGUUCAGGAUUCUAGCCUUGUGUCUUUGUUUGCAAGAUUGUGAGAGGCAGGAGCUGUGGGGGUCCUCCGAGGUUUGUUGGUUGUGUGAAAACUUGGACCUCGCUGUGCUUGGGACCAGUAAGAGGCAGGACAGAGAACCCAGAGAGAUCUUGUGACCAUCUCAGAUCCUGCUGGGAUUAGCCAAUGGCGCUAUCUAUAUCUGUAUCAUAUAUGUAUAGAUAUAAUCUUUUUAUUGGAUUCCAGCAAAAGAUCACACCCUUCUUGACACUUACUGACUCAGUUUAUAUAGGUAAAGGUAAAGGGACCCCUGACCCUUAGGUCCAGUCGUGGCCGACUCUGGGGUUGCGGCGCUCAUCUCGCUUUACUGGCCGAGGGAGCCGGCGUACAGCUUCCGGGUCAUGUGGCCAGCAUGACUAACUGCUAGGUGGGCAGGAGCAGGGACUGAGCAACAGGAGCUCACCCAGUCAUUGCGGGGAUUCGAACCGCCAACCUUCUGAUCGGCAAGUCCUAGGCUCUGUGGUUUAACCCACAGCGCCACCAUUUGUUGUUAAAUUUAUACGCUGCCCUUCUUCCAAAGGCACCCAGGGCAGCAAGCGAUGUACGUUUCAGAAACAUAUUUAAAGCAAUUCCAAUACAGAUGCAAACUAGGAAAGAUCUCAAAAGGUUUGUUGGAAGAGGAAGGCCCUCCCCUUGGGAGGGGGCCCCCCUCUACUUUUGCUUUGCCUGUUCCGUCUCUAAGGCGCGUUGUGCUCCAAAGGAGGAACAGCAGCUGCCAGGGGCGGUUUGUCAAUUCACCCCCCAAACAUAGAGCAACCGUGGCUUGCAAAUUCCCUUCCAACCGCAGUUUCCGAUUCUGGUUUGCUGGUCAGCUGGAAACCUUGGUUUGUCAAUACGGCCAUCGCACUAUACGUGGGAGUAUGUUAGCUUUCUUAACCUUGGUUUGGUGUGAUAUCUGAAUUGUGACACGCUGUGUAACAGAACAGACUUGUGUGUGGGAGAGAGAAUUCAUUUAAGUGAUGUGAACUGGGAACAUAAUUAUUGAAAAGCUGGAUUUGCAAGGGGGUGGGAUUCGCAACUAGAUGUAAGAUGUCCUUCCUGGAUGAAACGGCAAGGCUGCUCUGCGCCUUGGAGUCUGUCUCAUCUUCAGCCUUGCUCAGCUUGGCCUGGGGAGUCCACUAGAGGAUGCCGUUUUAUCCCCGCCAGAACUGCCAGGGCUCAUGUUGGGCUUGGCGCUGAUGGCAUCCUUGAAAGGCAGCCUUUGCCUCUCACCUCUGGCCUCCAGAGGUUCUGGACUCCAUCUGCCCUCGGCCCCAGGCAGCAUGGCAGCAAGAUGAUGCGGGGGCUGUUGGGCGCUUCCAUCCCAAAGCACCCAGAGGGCACCAGGUUGGCAGAGGCGGCUUCAAGGCCAGGCCCAGCUGGCACAAGCAGACAGAUCUUGCUGGAGGUGACUCUGGCAUGGAAAAACUGACUGGGAGUGUUGCAGACUCCUCUCCCUUCCACCUUGCCUUGCGGCAGAUUAACCCGCUGUGAUGCAUGAGGCCUGCUCGGCUCAAUCCCUUCAGCAAAGCUGGAAGUUUGCAGAUCAGGGCGGUUUUGUGAUGGCCCAUGGCAAAAGCGAUGGCAGUUUUGCAAACGCCUGGGCCUCUGUUUGCAUUCCUCUUGGGCCCUUUCCUGGUUCGUGAGUGGUGUUAGCCUGUUAGAAAGAAGAGUAAGCCCAAUCUUUAAACAUGGCUGCCUGUAUUUGCGCGAUGCGGGUGGCGCUGUGGUGUAAGCCACUGAGCCUAGGGCUUGUCGAUUGGAAGGUCAGCGGUUCGAAUCCCCGCGACGGGGUGAGCUCCCAUUGCUCGGUCCCUGCUCCUGCCAACCUAGCAGUUUGAAAGCACAUCAAAGUGCAAGUAGAUAAGUAGGUACCGCUCCGGCGGGAAGGUAAAGGGCGUUUCCGUGCACUGCUCUGGUUCGCCAGAAGCAGCUCAGUCAUGCUGGCCACAUGACCCGGAAAAACUUUCUGCGGACAAACGCCGGCUCCCUCGGCCUGAAAGUGAGAUGAGCACCACAACCCCAGAGUCGUUCGCGACUGGACUUAACUGUCAGGGGUCCUUUACCUUUGACCUGUAUUUGCAGGUGCCGGUGGCGGAAGACUGCCUCUUUAUGCUCUGAGCCUGCAGUGGCUCUGAUCUGGGCACUCUUUCCAUGUCCAUGAGCUGCUUCGUCCUGGAGGCAGCUUCGUUGAAACCCUUAUUUGUUUAGGGAGAGGUGGGUCAGGGGCUGGCCUGCCAGUUGCCCAGCUGGCUGCCUGGGGCGCCAGUUCCUAGGAGGAGGAGAAGCUUGGCAUGCCCUGGGCAGAAAGUGAGAGAGUCCCUGCAUUUUUCCAGCAUGCUGUAAGCUGCUCCUGUGACCGACUUCUGAAGGGAAGCACUGAGUUUGCAUGAGGCCCCGGAUCUCCGGAGGCGAGUUUUGCAGCAGCCGGGUUGUGUGGCAGGGGGCUGUGCACACUCCCAGUUCCAGUUCUGCUUCGGGAAGUCUUGGGUUUUCCCCCUCCUGAUAUCCAGGCCUCCCUGAGAUUAUGCUUUUUUAAAAACAUUCCCUUAGAUGUUUCUGUGACAAAAGUGGAGAGCAGCAGGGGCGCCUGGCCGUCCUACAUGCAGCAAAAUGUGGAUUGCCUGGCUUGGUGGGAUGUGCUUGCAGAUAAUCCAACUAUUUUAAAGUGACCCUUGAAUCCGUUGGACCCAACCACCCUGCAUCUUGCAGGACUGUUUCAAUGCAGCCUUGCAAAUAAGUUCACGAAAGUUAUCGUCUCCCAAAGAGACCUCUGCUGGUCUGCUCACCAGUGUUAGUUGUGACGGCCACAUCAGCAGCCCCUUGUGUGGAUGGGUGGAUAGCAGACCUACCAACCAGGAGUCCUGGGUGAUAUAGCAAUAUAUUGUCCGAAGCCAGUUUGAAGUCCAUAUCGUAAUCUUGCUUUCAUAAUUUCUAAGCUGGUGAUAUAAUCACGAAUCAUGAUGUGUGGGUGGGUGCUAUGCAAAAAUCACAAUGCGGGGGAAACCGUGAAGCCAUCCAGUGCCUCUGCUUAGCUCCACCCUUAUUUCAGACACUGUGAUGUACUGGUAUAUCACAAUGUUUAAAGGUAAAGGGACCCCUGACCAUUAGGUCCAGUCGUGGCUGACUCUGGGGUUGCGGCGCUCAUCUCGCUUUGUUGGCCAAGCUUCCGGGUCAUGUGGCCAGCAUGACUAAGCCGCUUCUGGCGAACCAGAGCAGCGCAUGGAAAUGCCAUUUACCUUCCCACAGGAGCAGUACCUAUUUAUCUACUUGUACUUUGACGUGCUUAUGAACUACUAGGUUGGCAGGAGCAGGGACCAAGCAAUGGGAGCUCACCCUGUCGCGGGGAUUCAAACCGCUGACCUUCUGAUCGGCAAGUCCUAGGCUCUCUGGUUUAACCCACAGCGCCACCCGCGUCCCAUCAAAAUGUUGAAAACCAGGUAUCACCGAGCCCUACCAGCCAGGUCCAGUUUUCAAGGUCCAGCCUUGCUUGCUUGGAGAUGAUUCUUACUUGCCGCUGGCAAGCAACUGUCAGCAAGCCGCCUUCAAGUUCUGCUGCCCUGAGUGUUGAAUGGUUUCUUUAAAUGUAAAGGUUCAUCAUUGUUCCACCCGAUGUGUAUGUCUUUAAGGGGCCAGAGCAAGGGCCAGAGCAAAAGAACGAGACCCAGCUUUACCGCUGUGAAACAUAGCGGGUGCUGCUGAGUUGUAUUGAUUAAGCUGUGUCAGCAAUUGGGUGUAGUAUAUAAGGAGCAGCACCUAGCUCUCCCAUUCCCCUGGGGGAUGGGUUGGGGGUUGGGUCUGGUUUGUUGUUGAUGUAUUUAGUGUAAAUGGAGUUUUUGUUUUUCUUAUUAAAACCUUGCUUAAGUCAUUUUUGAGUCCCUUUUUAAUGCAUGGUCUCCCCAGCAAGCUCUCUGCAGCGCUACCAUACUGCAAAUAGCCAACACUGAGGCCUCGGGAGAAAUUAUUUUUAAAAAAAAUUUAAAAAGAAAACCCCGAAAUCCUGGAAAUACUAGUGGGCUGUUAGGGUAAUUCAUGCUGAAUUAUCUUUCGUGCUGAAAAAUCUGCCUUCCUGUGUAAUUCUGUAUUAUUAUUAUUAUUAAGCAAUUCAUCCCCCGUCCUUCUGGCUGGGUCUCCCAGACAGGUUGUUAAAACUGGCUCAGGGGCUUCCGUCCCCCUCUUUAUGUCCGUGCCACCUUGCCCCCCGCCAUUCCCUGGGGCUUGGCAGUGCCUUAUGCUCCGUCCAGAUUGCCUGCGUGGCUAUGGGAGCCUGCUUGCUCCAAAACCAGGCAGCGAGAGACUGUUCCAGGAAGCCAUCUGCACUCCAGAGCAGCUUUCCAAAGCUGCUCAAGGGCAGUUGGAACAAAAAUGUGGAGGGCUCCUUUCCCCUUCUGAUAAACUCUGCCCAACUGGCCAAGGCUCUCCGUCGCUGCAAGGCUUCUGUGCCAGGCAGAUGCCCCUGUCUCGCCUCACCUGAGGCUCCACGCGGAGCCAUUCCCAGCCUGGGUCCCAAAUCUCUUCUGAUUCCAGGAGCGAGUGGGAGCUUGGGGCCUGAGGCUCCCAGGCCAGAAGGGAGCCAAGAGCUUUGCUGAGCUUCCCCCUCGGCUUGGCUGCCGGGAAUCCACGCCUACCGUGAGAAAAAGUUAGGAAAUAUUGGACUCUCGGGGCCUUUUGCAGCUGUGUGUUUCCCUCUGGGAGAGCUGGAACGGGGAGGGGGCGCCUGGAACAAGGGGGAGGGAUAGGAAAGCGGAAGUUGGAAUCUCCCUUUUGACCCGGGCCAGUGGUCAGGGUGGUGAUGGGACUUGGAAGCACAACGCAAGGCACAACAUCCCCGUCCCUAAGAGAAUCAGAAGGGCCCGGUUGAUCAGGGAAAGGGCCCACCCAGGAGAGAGCAUCCUGCUCUCACAGUCAGUGUUAGAAGUAAGCCAGGCGCGUUUUGCGACUGGCGCAGGUCCAGUUGCGACCAGCUGGAGAUCUCUGGACACCAGGUUGGUUGGCGAUGGACAUCUCCAUCUGGCUGACCCCUCCAGCUUCCUUCCGCAGGUCAGCAGAAGAGCUUAUUCCAGGCUUCCUCAACCUCGGCCCUCCAGAUGUUUUGAGACUACAACUCCCAGCAUGGGACCACUGGUCCUGCUAGCUAGGGAUCAUGGGAGUUGUAGGCCAAAAACAUCUGGAGGGCCGAGGCUGAGGAAGCCUGGUUUAUUCAUUGCAUUUAUAUCCCUCCUUUUCCUCCAAGGAGUCCAUGGUUCACCCCCCACCUCAGUUAAUCCAUACAGCGACCCUGCGAGGGAGGUGAAGAGGCGGCGACUGGCUCCAGGGUCCCCCGGGGAGCUUCAGGGCUGAGUGGGGAUCCGAACUCAGAUCUCCCAAGUCUCGGUCCAGCACUCCCACCAUGGCACCACCCUGGCUUCCUAGAGUCCUCCUUUGAUGGGGCAACUCUUUGAAUUAAGUCAGUGAAUCAAUUAAGGGGAAGCAAAAUGUCACUUAGAGCAGGAUCCGAAAUAUUUUCCUGGAAGCUUGAAUGUGGAUCAUUUUAUUUGAUAACGUGUUGUAAACUGCUUUGAGAUCCGUUCUUUACAAUAUAAAGUGGUUUAGAAGUGUGGGUGCCUAGACGUUCCGUUGCAGCAGCCCUAACCUCGGUUUAAGGUGCCAUUUGCCAAUUCGAUUAUGAGUUUCUAGCCUAGUGACCAAACAUGUGCCUCUUCUGGGAAACCUGCGAGCAGCAGCCUCCUCUUCUGUGGUUUCUAGCUACUGGUGUUCAGAAGCAGGACUGCCUACAAACCAGGACUCCCACUUCUCAGUCUCUUGCCGGUACCCAUCUAAGAGAGACGCCACCAAGUGACUCCCGUGACGCCCAGGGACCGUGGGGAAUCCACAGCAACUGGUUGGGGUUGAUGGAGGCUGCAAUCUGAAACUUCUCAAGGGUGCCUGAGAAGUUGGGGAAGGCUGCCCUGGCGAGUCCCCUGCCCGAUCCUGGGAAUGGCGGCUCUCUGGGGUCUUCUCCCACCCUGUCCCUCCCUCUCUGCCUUUCUCUGAAUGCACGAGCCCUUCUCUUCUCCUCCCCCCACCAGUCCAGCUGCCAGGCAAGACAAUGGAGGCAGCGCAUGGGGAGCUUUUCUGCUUUUGUCGGCCACAGCGAACAGCUGCCCUCCUCAUUCCGGCAGGCCGAGAAACUCAGCAUCAUCCCCACUUGCACCGCAGGGGCAGGCCGGAGCGACGGCCUCGGGGUUUGGUGCGGCUUGUCAUCUCCGGUUAAGUUGACGCGGAGGCCAGGGAGGGGGGCUUUGUGUCGGGAAGCUGCCCCCACCCACCCUGACAGCAGGACCCUUUGUGGUGCACGCUCUCCCCCACUGUCCCAGCACCCCAUGAGAGAGAGAGAGCUGUCCCUUUUCUGCCGACCUUGGGAGAAUUGGUCCUCCCCUUUUGAGCCCUGUCCCAAGCUAGAGUUUGGGGGGAGUGUGAUGUGCGAGAGAGGUCACCUCUGGUGGAGCCACGGUCCAAGUCCGCUUUCUGGAGCCGCCUUUCUCAGAAGGGGUGUGAAUUUGGGGUACGACCAUACCUUGCAAGUGGAAGGUCCCAGGUCCUGGGAAGGGCCAGGAGACACACCUGCUCAAAAACCUGGAAUACCGUUGCCCGACAGUGCGUAUCAGCCGUGGGUCUCAAAGGUGCCCUUGAACUACAACUUCCACACACACCCUAACCGCUGGCCAGGAGUGUUGGGAGUUGUAGUCCGAGAACAACUGGGGACCCAAGGUUGGGCUGAAUGGACCCCAAUAGUCCGUCCCAGUAGAAGGUGGUUUCUGUCAUCCAAAUGUAGCCUGGGACCAGCACAACCAUUGCCCAAGUAUUUCCGUGGGCUGGGGUGAUGGCAACCAGGGUCCAGAACAUCUGGAAGGCUCCAGCUGGGGGAAGGCUGAUCUAAGUUUCCUUAAGGAAGGAGAUUCCCACCAAAUGUCCAGAAGAACUUUCUGGCAGUAAGAGCUGCUCUGUAACGGAACGGGAGGUUGAGGACGCUUCUUCCUUGGAGGUUUUUGAGCAGAGUUUGCUGGGCAACCUAUCGUCAUCAUCAACAUAAAAUUUAUUAUUUAUAUCCCACCCAUCUGGCUGGGCUUCCCCAACCACACUGGGCAGCUCCCAAUCAAAUAUCAAAAACAAAAUACAGCAUUAAGCAUUUAAAACUUCCCUAAAUAGAGCUGCCUACAGCUGUCUUCAUCAUCAUCAUCAUCAUCAUCAUCAUCAUCAUCAAAUUUGUUAUUUAUACCCCGCCCAUCUGGCUGGGUUUUCCCAGUGUGGUGUAGUGGUUAAUAGAGCCAGUGUGGUGUAGUGGUUAAGAGCAGUGGACUCGUAAUCUGGUGAACCUGGUUCGAUUCCCUGCUCCUCCACCUGCAGUUGCUGGGUGACCUUGGGCCAGUCACACUUCUCUGAAGUCUCUCAGCCCCACUCACCUCACAGAGUGUUUGUUGUGGGGGAGGAAGGGAAAGGAGAAUGUUAGCCGCUUUGAGACUCCUUAGGGUAGUGAUAAAGCAGGAUAUCAAAUCCAAACUCUGGGCAGCUCCCAACAGAACACCAAGAACAAUAAUAAAAAAGCAACAGCAUCAGACAUUACAAAACUUCCCUAAACAGGGCUGCCUUCAGAUGUCUUCUAAAAGUCAGAUAGUUUAUUUCUUUGACAUCUGAUGGGAGGGCGUUCCACAGGGCGCCACCACCGAGAAGGCCCUCUGCCUGGUUCCCUGUAACCUCGCUUCUUGCAGGAAGAACCACCAGAAGGCCCUCAGAGCUGGACCUCCGUGUCCGGGCUGGACGAUGGGGUUGGAGACGCUCCUUCAGGGAUACUGGGCUGAGGCCAUUUAGGGCUUUAAAGCACCAACACUUUGAAUUGUGCUUGGAAACGUACUGGGAGCCAGUGUAGGUCUUUCAGGACUGGUGGUAUGUGGUCUUGGUGGCCGCUCCCAGAUCCCUGCAUUCUUUGCAGAGGGUUGGACUGGAUGAUCCCUGGGGGUCCCUUUACAAUUCCAUGCUUCUGCAUCUCUGCUGUUGGCCUUGAGGUUCAGGCAGGAUUUCCGUUGAAAGAGUUGGUUCUUAAGGCAACCUGGUUCCCAUCCCGACACUUUAGGGCAGGGUUGCCUAAUCCGUAGCCCAGUGCUCAGUGGUGAGGGAAGCCGAGCAGCCAGUGGCCACCUGGAAUGGCCAGAACAGUCCAGCCCCCCUCAUGGUUUAAGGGCUUUCUUUCAACACAAAGAGCUCUUCAUAUGGCCACAGGAUGCUGCCUUUGGGCCUGAUCCCGCAGGCUCCUCUGGGGCUGCCAAUGUGAGUGGGGCAUAACUGAGGCCAACUCUGGUGUCCUGAAGGAUUCAGAACUAGCCCCACACUGCAAACCCCCUAAAGUUCUGGGGUUCUCUGGUUGCAAACCUAGGAAGGUGCUUUCUGCUACCCAGCCAGACCCAGUUCCAACAGUCAUACAACAUAUCUUCACAUCUUAUACAAUAUUUUUGACUUCCGUCAACACCUCUGAUGAUUUUCCGUUCUUUAUCACUUAUUCUGCAUUUCUUAAUUUCCUAUUACACUUAAUUAUCCUUAACUAAUAAUUCUUUUCGUAGUCUUUCUUGCAAUGUUUCAAAUAAUCCACCCUACAAAACUUCUUGCAAUCCUACUAGUGUAAUCUGUUCAUCACAAUUACUUUUCAGAUAGUUCAUAUAUUUACUCCAGUCUUCUAAGAAUCUCUGGUCCCGCAGGUUUCAAAUCCUUCCUGUUAAUUUAUCUAGUUCUGCAUAGUCCAUCAACUUCAUCAUUCUUCUUUCGUCGGCAGUUCUUCUUGCUUCCAUUUUUGUGCCAAUAAUAUUCUUGCUGCUGUCAUUGCAUAUAGAAACAACUUACAAUCCUGUCUAUUAAUAUCCUCUCCAACAAUGCCAAGUAAAAAUGCUUCUGGUUUCUUAAUAAAGCCAGGGGUACCUAGUCUUAGAAUCAUAGAGUUGGAAGAGACCACAAGGGCCAUCGAGUAUUAACUCUCGGCAAUGCAGGAACCCCAGAUGAGCAUGUUCUGAAACAUUCCCCUUUAACCAGCCUGCCCUUUUCCCACCUGGAUAGCCCAAAUAUUGCACUGCAACAGAGGAUCUGAACAUUGGGGUAUCCUUUCCACCCAAACCCCACCAGGCUGGUGUCUCCUAGUCCUCCUUUCUGCCGCACGCAGGCACUUUGUGGGGAAAAGCACAACGCUUGUUUUGCUCUUGAGCAGGAAGGACGGUGGCCCUGCUGGGGUUGGGGAGGCGCCGGCCGCUUCUGCCAGCCGACCUGUUCAAACCAGUCCUUGCACAAAGGAGGCCUUUGCUGUGCUCUUGGCGGCCUGGGGUGCACAGCAGGGCCAAGUUGCAAACCCGUUUUGUUGCUUUCGGAAGCGCGCUUCCUUCUAGGCCAGCCUUGGGCCCUUGAUCACCAGGGGAAGGCGGCCUUAAUGCUAGCAGUCGUGGUUUUGGGAAGCGCUUUCCCUCCAGAGACCCCCUCGUGACCCCCUUCUCCCCUCCCAGCCCCAGUCUAAUCGCCAAAUGGCACCUUAAACCUAUGUUAUGGUUGCCCCCAUGGAAUGUCUAGGUGCCUUUCUUUUGCAGUGAGGUGAUGAUGAUGAUGAUGAUUCAUUUCUAUGCCGCUUUAUAUUUUGAAGAAAGAAUCUCAAAGCAGCUUACAAAACAAACCGGAAUAAAACAAGUUUAAGCUUCAAUGAAAAUAUUUCAGAUCCUUCUCUAAGUGACGUUUUGCUCCCCCCAUAUUGCUUCGCUGACUUAAUUCAGAGAGCAGCCCCAUAGCAGAGGAGCUCUAGGGUGCAAUGGUUGGAGCAGACUUCCUCAGCCUCGGCCCUCCAGAUGUUUUUGGCCUACAACUCCCAUGACCCCUAGCUAGCAGGACCAGUGGUCAGGGAUGAUGGGAAUUGUAGUCUCAAAACAUCUGGAGGGCUGAGGAAGCCUGGGUUGGAGUGUUGGAUGAGGACCUGGGAGAUCUGGGUUCGAAUCCUCACUCAGCCCUGAAGCUCCCCAGGUGACCCUGGAGCCAGUGGCAGCCACUUCACCUCCCUCGCAGGGUUGUUGUAGGGGUUAACUGAGGGUGUGUGUGUGUGCGAACCGUGUCUUCCUUGGAGGAAGGUCAAGGCAAUUAAUAAGCUCUUCUGCUGACCUGCUUCAGAAAGCUGGAGGGACCAGCCAUAUGGAGAUCUCCGUUGCCAACCAGGAAAUGGGGAUAUCAGAAUUUGCUCGUCUGGCGACAUAAGAACGGGGUAGCUGUGGAGGGUGUGCAUGUUGGAACCUAAGAAGAGCCUUGUUGGGUCAGGCCACAGGCGCAUGUAGUCCUGUGUCCCGUUCUCACAGUGGCCAAAGAAUUGCUUGCAAUCAGGAUUUGAACAUAAGAGCAUCUCUCCCUUCUGAGUGGUUUUCAGCAGCUGGUGUUCAGAAGCAUAACGUCCUCCAGCGGCGGAGGCACAGCAGAGCCCUUGGGGCUAGCAACCAUGGACAGCCGCCUCCUCCAUCAUGCAUUUGUCCCAUCCUCUUUUAACGCCAUCCACGUUGGUGGCCGUCACUCCUGUGGCAGGGAGUUCCACAGUCCCUGAGUCUGGAGGAGCCCUCAAGAGCGUGGUCCUCCGGAAAGAGAGCUGGCCUCUGAUCUGGGAAGCCCAUCUUCAAGUCCCAAACGCCUUUCCCUCUUUAUAUCGCCUGUGAGAGGUCAUUCUCCCGCUGCUCCCAUUUUGCAGAGGGAAGCACUGAGGCGCAUCAUCAGGGCAGUGUGUGGAAUCGCAGCUCCCUAGCUGAUGUUUGCUGUAGUUUGGCAACACUCUGUGCCUGAAAAACCCGCUUCUGGCUCUCAAAUUGGUGGCCGGCAGCAGGAAGUGGCCGGUCUGGAGGGGGACCUUUGAUCCCAGGGUGUUGCCCUGAGCCCAGGAGCGGAUUGUUGGAGGGUGAGCAGAUCCCGGCCCAUCGGAAGCUACCCUUCCAGAGGUCAGCCUCGCACCUCGGCCUGCCGGGAAGGGGUGGAAACGGCAAUAGGAUAUCCUUUAUUGUUCGGGUCUGGAACGCUCGUGUCCAGCCGCUGAGGAUCGGGAUGGUGGCUGCUGCUGUGGUGUGGGGGCGAGGCCGGCACCAUCGCGGUUAGUUCAUCGAAUCAGAAUUGUAGCAUUGGAAGGGACCCCCGAGGGUCAUCUAGCCUGACCCCCCUGGAGCGCAGGAAUCACAGCUCAGUAAUCCCUGACAGGUGGGCUCCCAAGCUCUGCUUUAAAAACCUCCAGUGAAGAAGAGCCGGUUUCUCUCUCAUCCAGCUCUUGCCACCAGGAAGUUCUUCCUGAUGUUUAGUCAGAGUCUCCUUUCUUGUCACUUGAAGCCACAGGUUCGAGUCCUACCCUCCGGAGCAGGAGAAAACAAGCUUGCUCCAUCUUCCUUGAGAUAUUUGAAGAUGGCUGUCAUAUAUCCUCUCAGCCUCCUCUUUUCCAGGCUAAACAUCCCCAGCUCCUUCAGUCUUUCCCCACAAGGCUGGGUUUCCAGAUCCUCCAUCAUCUUGGCCCCCCUCCUCUGCACAUGUCCCGGCUUGUCAGUAUCCUUAAACUGGGGUGCGCAGAACUGGACUCGGGUGGUAUUAGGAGCUCUGGUAAAUAAACCAGGCGCCAAAUGGCUCCUAGAACCAGGGUUACAGUCGUCAAAACAGUUGCCAUUUUUGUGCCAGGCGACUCAGAAGUCUUAUUUUUCAGUAUGAUUCCUGAAACUCGUUCUGACUGUGCAGGUAAAAUAUCGCAGAUAGAAUUCGGCAGGAUGUGUUGCUAGAGUGUGAAAACAGUCAAGAUCCCCCCAGGCAGGCACCUCCAGGUGGUGGAGACGCCAGGCACCAUCCGGGCAUCUUCACCUGGUCGCAGGUGGACGAUAGCCGGGUGCAAAAUUGCGCCUGGCGAAUUUUGAACCCUGGACACAGGACUCCAGGCAGUAUCUGACCAAGGCAGGAUCAAGCGGGACUGUUGCUUCCCUUGACCUGGACCCAGCUGUCUGGGCCUGGGCCUUUGGGGGCUGUGGGGCUGUUGUCCCUUGGGGCUGGGGACUGAAAUGUCCCCCUGGGGGACAUUCCCAAAACAGCUGAGCCAGCCCUGUGUUCUGAGAAGGAAAGUGUUCCUGCCUCCAUUUGGAGAAGCCACCAGACCACUUCAGCACCCAUCCUGCGCAGCGGAUCUUGGCCCAGCCUUUCUAAGCACCGCCUGCUUCUUUUCAGCCCUGUUGGGGAAGCAGCACCCCCCCUCCUUCAGCUGUGCCAGGCUGCUUUUUGGCUGCAGCGGUGACUUCGCUUUCGCCUCCAAGCCCAGGCCUGGCACACCUUGCAGCUCUGUGUUGCCUAAGCAAAAGUGGCUGUUUUCUCUCCUCAACCUCCUUGUGACCUGGGGAGGAGCCUUGCCUGGGACCAAGCCUUUGGAUUUGGGGGGGAACGGGCAGCGGCUGAGCAGUUUCUGGCCCAAAUUCAAUUACGAGGCUUCCGUCUCUCUCUCUUUCCGCGGGCAAAAUGCACCACCCCAGACUCUCGUUUCCGAAGCAUGCCCUCUUUCUCUCUGUGUGCGUGCAUACAGAUAUUCUGUGUGGCCUUUGAGGGUGAAGGGACCUCUGGAUUGCAAGGGGAAGUAGUAGGCCAGCUUACACAACAGCCCGUCGUCGCGGAGGGAGAGUUGUGUGGCGCAAUCUCAGACCCGGGUGGCGGAAGUCCCUGCGUCAAGGGUGUGUCUCUAUCAAGGCACAUGGGCUUCCUGCUUUGUCUCUGAGGAUUUGGGGGGGCAUGUGUGCGUGCAGGCAUCCUCGCAGCAGCCCUGUGAGGGGGGUAGCGUGUUGCCCACAGCUGCCCCAGUGAGCUCUGCGGCUGAGCUGGCAUUGCAGCCUGCCCCUUGCCAGCCAAAGCUCCUUGGCGCAUGCACAGAGGUGCUCCAGUACUGCCACCUCCACGGGGAACGUCGAGGGGCAGCUGUGGGGUGAAACGUCCUCGCAGCAGCCCCUCCCUCCCCAUCCCUUCGCCCAGGCUUCAGGGGCGAGGGGUUUGCUCUUGCGAUUCUGUUGUGCCGUGUUCUGCCUUGGCAGCGGGAAGCCUCAGUCGGCUGCCCCUGACUUGGACCGCAAUUCCCAUCUGCCCCUGCCAGUGCAGCUGCUGGGAGUUGUAGUUCGAUGCAGGUGGAGGGCGCCAGGGCAGGGAAGAUGGACGUAAGUCGUGGUGGAGCUCUUGAUGCUCGGGGUGUGUUUAUAUGUUUAUACACACACAGAGAGAGUCUAAUAAUAACAAUAAUUUUAUUAUUUGUACCCCACCCAUCUGACUGGGUUGCCCUAGCCACUAUGGGCAGCUUCCAACGCAAUGAGACAUCAGGCAUUAAAGACUUUGCUCUCUCACACACGUAUGUGCAUAGAGAUACUAUGAUUAACAAAGCAGCCGUUCAGUUUCUGUUGCAAAACCUUUUGGCGUCUGCCUUCCGCCAGCUGCCCUGGUGGAAGCGAGAGGACGCUCCUGCCAAGGUGGUACUUAGGCGGGUUUGCCACCCUUUCAUUUUCAGCUGAGCGGCCGUCGAAGGUGGAGACCGAAACCUCUUUUUUCUUCUUCUGGCAACGGAAAUUAAAUCUAACUUAUUUUAGUUACGUUAUCAUUUCAGUGAUUUGCUGAAUCCUGAAAGGGGUCUGGAGCAAGCUUGCAUGAGGCUUUCGAAAUAAUAAUAAAAUGGAUUGCUGACUGCUCAGACCUUUUGGGGGAUGAGGAUUCAGACCUGAAUAAAUGAUUCUCUCUCUCUCUCUUGGCAAAGGGUUUUUUGUUGUUACCAUUUUAUUUUAUAAUGUAUAUAAAGCAGCUCUAAAAACAGAUGAAAAACAAAAGUACAAAACACGUACGUGGGACGAGUAGUUGCAUAUGAGUCCAGGUAGAAACUGUCAGCGUUAAUCCGAUUGUUAAAUACAGUUCCAGAUUUACCAGGCUUGCAACAAGGCCCGUCUUGAAAAGGACGGUUCUUCUGUAUGUGUGACAAAGGAAUGCCAGCUCAUAUAAAAAGCACCUAGCGGUUGUAGCCCUUGUCGAAAUUUCAGAUGAGGUGCAAUUUACUCCAUUCUAGCUGUUUUCCAGAGGGAGUGGCAACAAGCGUCCAGUGUGGGAUUUGGGGCUGUUUUCCAUAUUUAUUUCUCUCUCGACCCACUGGUGGGAUCAAUCCCCUUCCCCAAAUUGCGUUGUAGCAGCGCCAAAGCCCUGAGGUGCGCAUGGACAUCGUAGUGGCUUGCCCUGUUUGCAGCUUGCCAGGGCGUGGGGAGAUCUGCGUUACUGGCGGCUGUGAAACGGACGUGUCUCUAGGAGGUGGUCCUCUCAGGCUGAGCCGCCCGCCUUCCGGGAGGUUCGGUCUUCCCUUCUCGCCACCUGCGGCUUCAGGUAUUCUCCCCGGGUGCCAACCACUAAGCCCGGGCAUGGAUGCCCUGGGCACCACAUUCCAAGAUGUCUGUCUCGACAAGCCUGGUUGGGUUGUGCCAUCUCACCCCACGUCAGAUGCACAGCGGGCAGAGAGACCUGCCCUGUGUGUGCCUGCCUGCCCUUCCGGGGAGUUGUUUGUAGAGGGGUGGGGGCAGUUGCUUCUCUGCUUUGCAGCGGGGGGGGGGCCUCCUCUCACACGCCUCCUUCCAUGUGCUUUUUCACAAAUGAGAGUCAUGUGGCCCAUUGCAACAUCCUGCGGAAAUGAAGCUGUUCUUUCAUGGAAUGUCGAUUGGAUUAUAAUUGGGAGUGUUUCUGCAGCCGGCCGAGGAUCCAGACAAGCUCCUCUGAUUCUCCUCUUUCUUCCACCCACCCACCUCCUCCUCUUGGCCGCUGGGAAGAACCAGUGAGUCGCCCACUUCUGAAGCCCCUUAUCGUAUUUUCCCUUCCUGCUCUCGUGCAUCUACCAUCCCUCCCGGUGUCUCCUCUGGAGUAAGCAUGCCUUGCCCCCUCUGCCCUUUUCUAUAUAGUCCCUUCAACCAACUCACAGGCUGCUUUCCAAUAUUUUUAGGGGCCUGCUAGGGCUGCCACGUUCUGAAGAGCGAAAAAGAGGACACAUUUGCCGACUUCUACUUUUAACCAUAUAUUGCUAUGGCAACUCUCCUUUUAGAUACCCGUGAAAAAGAGGGCGCGUCCUGGAAGAAGAGGACACAUGCCAACCCUGCCAGGGUGAAAAUUUAAGCUAGCUGGAAAGAUGGGGGGGGGGAAUGACUGCUGUCUGGAUAAAUAGGCGAUCUUACACCAGCCGUAGGUGACCCUUCUCGUAGCCUGUGAUGUGAUAUAGCUUCUUCCUCCAGGGAUUUAUGUUUCCUUAACAAGUUCCUUGGCUUCAUGGAGUCUCGCCAAAUUUCUCGGCUUGUGUUUUGGAAACAGAAGCAAGGCCCAUGUUUGGAGUUUCAGAGCAAGCAGAAGAAAGGGGGAAUUGUAGGGCGAAUCUGCCCCCAGGACCUGUCCUGACCUAUUUAAGCAUCUGGUUCUGGCAUGAGUCUGCUGGAGGCAUAGGAAAGCGUCAAGUCUGUGGCUGUUUCCCAGGCACUUCCCUGUCUGUUUCCAAAAAAAUAACACCACCAAACAACAACCAGGGAAAUGGACCUUUCGGAUGGCGGCAGAAGGAGCGAGCCCCAUCUUCAUCUCUUUCGGCAACGUUCUGAAAUGUUCUCACACACAUGGGGUUUAACAGGUGGGUGGCCAGGUCCAGAGACAUUUUGCAGGUAAGCCAACAUGGAGCCUGCCCGCCAAAUACCUGGAAGUGGAGGGCAGAAAGGCUAAAGAAAGUCAGGUUCUCCUCCACCAAGUGUACAGGGAAUCUGCGGCCCACUUCGCCAGUUACGGAUAUUGCCAGCCGCUACGCCCCCAUGAGGAGAAUCAUAGAAUCCUAGAGUUGGAAGAGACCACAAGGGCCAUCGAGUCCAACACCCUGCCAAGCAGGAAACACCAUCAGAGCACUCCUGACAUAUGGUUGUCAAGCCUCUGCUUAAAGACCUCCAAAGAAGGAGACUCCACCACACUCCUUGGCAGCAAAUUCCACUGUCGAACAGCUCUUACUGUCAGGAAGUUCUUCCUAAUGUUUAGGUGGAAUCUUCUUUCUUGUAGUUUGGAUCCAUUGCUCCGUGUCCGCUUCUCUGGAGCAGCAGAAAACAACCUUUCUCCCUCCUCUAUGUGACAUCCUUUUAUAUAUUUGAACAUGGCUAUCAUAUCACCCCUUAACCUCCUCUUCUCCAGGCUAAACAUGCCCAGCUCCCUUAGCCGUUCCUCAUAAGGCAUCGUUUCCAGGCCUUUGACCAUUUUGGUUGCCCUCCUCUGGACACGUUCCAGUUUGUCAGUUGUCAGGAGAAGGCAGCCGGCGACACCACAGCUGUCAAGAUGGCACAGAGUGCCCCACAGCCGCAUCGCAGUGCCCUCGCUCCAUAGGGCAUGGGGUUGGGGAGGAGGAGAGAGGGGUCGCGCCCUGCCACGGACACGUUGGAGGGGAGCAUCCACCACCCCUUUCAGCUUCCGCACGCAAAUAAAACACCCCAGUCGUGUUGGGGGCAAAGGAGAGGGAGGUCCCGGGACUCGAGCCCCCAGCAAAAGCACUCCCUAACGGCACCCACACAACAGCCAGCCACAGUCUAGGGCCCCGUGGGGCCUUCCCCACUCAUUCACAGGCACCUGGAGCGCAGGGCACGCAGGAAGAGCCUUGCUCUACGUUUUGCACGCCUUAAGUUGGCUGGCUGGCAUCCGCCUGUCUCGGGAGACAAUGGAAGAGUGCGUUUCGGAUAGUUACAGCGCAAGAGAGAUGUGUUUUGUUUCAGCUGUACCCCCGAUUCAAGCCACAGGCCAAGCCCAACCCUGGAGAAACUCUCCCUUUGGCACAUGCCUGAGUAGUUUGGCAGGAGCAACAAAACCCCACAGGGCCAGCAAAACCCCACUGAGCCCUCCUGGGGCAGCAGCACAAGAAGGCCCCCAAUCCCAUUCCUCUGCCCCACCACCCUGGAAGAAGCACCCAUCCCACCUGACGUGGGUUUAAAAAGCAGCACUUAAUUUAAACCUGUUGAUGGACCUGUUGAUGGCAUGUUACCAUUGUACCGUGGAGACUGUAUUAACGUAUGGUCUGUGUGUGUGGUUUGGGAGCUGCACAGUCAUGGGGAAAACAGUGCUGUCCAGGGUUGCAAAGACUGCGGAGGCUGCAAAGACUGGGUGCGCUCUUCCCACCUUGGAUCAAAUCUCCGCUUCCAGGUGCCAUAAGAAAGCUGCAGAGAUAGCGCAGGACAGUGCGCACCCCGGAAAUGAUCUCUUUCAGCUUCUGCCUUCUGGAAGAAGGUUACAGGGUUAUAAAGGCCAGGACUAGCCGCUUGAGAAACAGUUUCUAUCCAAAUGCAAUUCUGAUUUUAAACGUAGUGUCAGCAGUCUCUGUGGGAGUAUAUUGUAUUUAAAAUGGGGUACCAGAGUUUUUAGGGGGCUAACCAGGUUGGGAUAGCUGCGAUAGCAGGCUUGUUGGUUUUUGAAUGUUUUAUGUAGACUUUUCAAUUUUUUUGUUCUGUAUGGGACAAUGACAAUAAAGGUUAUCGUAUCGUAAACUGAGCACACUCCAUUUCAGUUUUCGAGCUAUUUCUUAUUAGUACGUGUGUGUGUGUGUGAGAGAGAGAGAGAGAGAGAGAAUUCACCCUGAUUUGUUUGGGUCUCCUAGGUGCUGAGGAAGGACUCCUGAGCGCCAGCAGUCUUCCCUCUGUUACUGUUGGGAAGAAGCUGUGAGCUAAUAUUUGCCUUGGCGAGGGACCCUAGUAACUGGCCAGGGCACCGCAACGAGGCAGCGUCCCUCUCAAACAUGUGGGCUCCUGUGUCGGAGAUCUGGCAAGUUGCCUUGAGGAGAAUUUAACCCCCCCCCAGGGGGUUCCUUCCUUGAAACGGGGGGGGGGGGUAGAGCAACCUCCCCCAACCAGGGGUUUGAGACUGCAACUCCCAUCAGCCGCAGCCAACACGGCUAUACGAUGCUGGCGCUGGGGGGAGCCCGGCCAUGCUGGGAGCUGUGGUGCAAAACACCUGGCGCCAGGUUGUCGAAGGGUGUGGUGCAAAGGUGGGGUCUGCUGGAGGUUUGUGGGCAGGGGAGGGGCCCUGGCUUGCUGGUGGGGGUCUAGGCUGGCAUAGGGUCUGGGACUGUGCAUUAUUUAAGAUGCGGGUUUUGACCUUUAAAGCCCUUCACGGCCUAGGACCCUCGUACCUACGGGACCGCCUCUCCCGAUAUGCACCGCGGAGGACCUUAAGGUCCAUAAAUAGCAACACCCUAGAGGUCCCGGGCCCUAAGGAAGUCAGAUCAGCCUCAACCAGAGCCAGGGCCUUUUCAGCACUGGCCCCGGCCUGGUGGAACGCUCUGCCUCAUGAGACCAGGGCCCUGCGGGAUCUGAGUUCUUUCUGCAGGGCCUGUAAGACAGAGUUGUUCCGCCUGGCCUUUGGCUUGGAAUCAACUUGAUCCCCUCUUUCCUUUUUCCUUUCUUCUUCCGUGAUGGAACUCCUAUUUGGGGACUUCCCUGGCUUUUUCUGGCCCACGUAGGACCAGUCUGGAUAGCUGGCCUUGGUGAAGACUCUGCGUUUUCAUCCCCCAAAAAGUUUUUGAGUUUCUGCUGAAAUGAGGCUGCAUUUCAAUGUUGUAUUUUAAUCUUGUUUUUUAAGUUGUAUUUCAAUCAAUUGUUUUAUAUCUGGUGUUGGCCGCCCUGAGCCUGGUCUUGGCUGGGGAGGGAGGGUUAUAAAUUAUUAUUAUUAUUAUUAUUAUUAUUAUUAUUAUUAUUAUUUGGGGACAUGGAAGCCCCCAGCUCUCUGCACAGUGAGAUUUCACCUGCAGCCGCAACUGGAUUUGGUUGGCAACUUAGCGUGUCGGCGAGGAUCAGGGCGGCGAAGGUCUGGUGGAGGGGGGGGGGUUCAGUGUGCAAGGCACAGGCCUCCUGCUCCCCUCCUUCCAAACCCUGGAACACCCCCCGUUAGGCUUCUUGGCCUCCAGGAAACACUUGUCAGUCUCGUUUCCAAACACUUCUCCACAAUCGAGGGCUGGGAGUUUGGGUCGUAGUGCGUUUGGAGAAAGGAAAAAGGCUGAGACAAAAGCGUGUGCGCGGCAAGAGAGGUCUGGAUCUGGUUUCAGGGAGUGGAAGACAUCUGGCAUGUUUUCUUCCCUCCCCCUUCUGCAGGAGAUUCUAGACACCUCCCUCGGUGUGGACAAAGGAAAGUUUUGUGUGCUGCUUUUCAACUGGAGAAGCCUCUUUGAUCCCCUUGCAGCUGGUCCCUGCUAGGUUUGGGGGCGGGGGGGGGCGCUUUCCACUAUGAGGAAGUGUUUUUUGUUCUUGGAGGCGACCUGAAGUCUUUCAGGCUUUCAAUGGCCCAAGAUGUACCUGUAUUUUCCGCUCCAUAAGACGCACCUGACCAUAAGACGCACCUAGUUUUUAGAGGAGGAAAACAAACAAAAAAAUAUUCUGAACGAAACAGUGGAUGUAUGAUUUUUGUGGUUCAUGCUGUGGCCACAGGCGUGUGAUUUGACGGUGAGUUUGGGGUUGUUGUUUAGUCGUUUAAUCGUGUCCGCCUCUUCGUGACCCCCUGGACCAGAGCACGCCAGGCCCUCCUGUCUUCCACUGCCUCCCGCAGUUUGGUCAGGCUCAUGCUGGUAGCUUCGAGAACACUGUCCCACCAUCUCGUCCUCUGUCGUCCCCUUCUCCUUGCGCCCUCCAUCUUUCCCAACAUCAGGGUCUUUUCCAGGGAGUCUUCUCUUCUCACGAGGUUGCCAAAGUACUGGAGCCUCAGCUUCAGGAUCUGUCCUUCCCGUGAGCACUCAGGGCUGGUUUCCUUCAGAAUGGAGAGGUUUGAUCUUCUUGCAGUCCAUGGGACUCUCAAGAGUCUCCUCCAGCACCAGAAUUCAAAAGCAUCCAUUCUUCGGCGAUCAGCCUUCUUUAUGGUCCAGCUCUCACAGACGUGUGAUUUGACGGUGAGUUUGGGGUGGCCCAAUGCAAAAAUCCUGAGGAUCCAUGUGGAUCCGUGCUUUAUAAUCACGUUUUUGCGCCAUAGCGGCCCCACGAAACAGUAGAUGUGUGUGUUUUUGGUGCAGGCUGUAGCCAUGGACAUGCUGUGUGAUCUGAUGGUGGAUCCCUUGGUCACUGGAGACAUUUUCUCUGUCCGCACACAGGGAUCUCUCCUGAAUUCCCGACCUUUGUAAUGCUUGAGCGUUGCAGACGCCUGAGUGCAGUAGCUUCAGGGCCCGGAGUGUGCCGAACCUGCUUCCUCCUCUGCAAGAACAAACUACGAGCCCUGCUGGAUCGGGCCCCUCCAGCCCAGCAUCCUGUGCACACAGUUUCCAAGCAGAUGGCCCCCCCCAAGGGAAACCCACCAGCAGGACCCAAUAGCAAGAGCAGAACUUUUCGCUUCCUGCCGUUUCCAGAAAUCUGGGAUUCAGAAAAUGGCUGCCUCGGACUUUGCAGGCAGACCACAGUCCUCCUGGCUAGCGGCUGCUCUCGGUGGUGGUGGAGGGGGGUCAGAGGACCCCUCCCCAUGGGCAUCGAGGCUGGGCCUCCACCACUUUCUUGACUGCUGCUGGCUGGCAAAUUUGGGACCCUUCACUCCAGGCCUGUUCUCUGCUGCUGUGCAAAGUUCUUUUUUAAAAAAUUGUUUUUAUUUGAGAUUUCAAAUAUAGAUUUAUAAUAAAACCAAGUACAUUUCCAUAUACAGAGAUUUCUCUGAAUCUUGAGACCUUCCCCUCCGUGGGUCCUAAGUUUAACGUUUCCAAUUGCAUAUUAUAACUUAAUCUAUAUUUUAUAUCUUUCCGUAUUAUCCAUAGUAUUUAUUAGAUUACAAGUGAUGUUGAAAUCCUGCUGUUUUCAUCUGCUUACAGUGGACUUCUAGAUAAAUUAUAAUUUUUUCUUGAAGUUUCUGUCCUCUUGGUUCCUGAGCUUUCCAGUUAGUUUUGCCAUUUCGGCGUAGUCCAACAGCUUAAUUUGCCAUUCCAUCUCUGGACUUAUUUCAGUCCGUGUGGCUAUUGUCACGUCCUUUCUGCUCCUUUGGUAAUAUCGGUACUCACAAUUCCUAAUAAAAAGGCUUCUGGUUAAAAGUUCUUUUAAAACAUUCCCCCCCCCCCCCAGUUUGUUAUAUAUCAUUUCCCAGAAAGCUUUUAUUACCUUACGCCACCACCACAUAUGACAAAAGGUUCCUUUUUCCUCUUUACAAUUCCAGCAGGUAUUCGUACUUGUUCUAUACAUUUUUGCUAGCUUGCUAGGAGUCAGAUACCACCAUUUCCAUAUAAUUUUCUUUCAGCGUACGACGCGCCGCGAAUUUCAAAUCCCGUUUCCCACAACUUUUCCCAGUCUGCAGUCUGAGAGUUAUGCCCCAAAUCCUUUGCCCAGUAGGAGGUUCCAGGUUCAUUUCCUCGUGGCAUUUCCAGGAGAGACUCCCACCCAGAACUGCACUCGAAGGAACAGUGGUCUGACUCAAGAACAAGCGAUUCUCUCCCCACGCCUCCCCUUCAAACUCCUUGGAUCUCUGCUGCUUCGCCAGCAACUCCUCUGGCGUUUCCAAGGGAAGCUGCGGAAGAAUUAAAGGGGCGGAAUGAAGCCAAGCCCACGCUUGCGGGGAGGAAAAGGAGCCCAAGUCAAGUUUGUGUGAGCUCAGGAAAAGACAGAAGAGCUUUUAAUAUCUGUUACGGAAAAAUCUAGGUGUGAGGCUGCUCAGUCCCCCAGCUCGUCGGGCUGAUACCGCUGGUGCCUGCGGAAUAAAGGAAGGAGUCCAGCCAUCAACUGGAGCAAAUAGCUGUAGACCAAAGUUUAUUGUGCAACAGGUUCAAAGAGGAAUUUUGAACCCUGAGGAUGGGGUGACAAGGACCUUUAAAAGUUUCUAUCUUAUCCCAGUUCAUUAAGCAUCAUCACUACAUCAUUGCUACAUCAGAAAAGGGGAGGGUUAUACAUGAUUAACAUAGGAGGAAUGUGUUAGGGCAACAGGCGGAUACAGGAUAUGUAUUGGGAAGUACAUUCUAAGCACCUACUUUGUUGUUGUUUAGUUGUUUAGUUGUGUCCGACUCUUUGUGACCCCCUGGACCAGAGCACGCCAGGCACUUCUGUCUUCCACUGCCUCCCGCAGUUUGGUCAAACUCAUGCUGGUAGCUUUGAGAACACUAUCCAACCAUCUCGUCCUCUGUCGUCCCCUUCUCCUUGGGCCCUCCAUCUUUCCCAACACCAGGGUCUUUUCCAGGGAGUCGUCUCUUCUCAUGGGGUGGCCAAAGUCUUGGAGCCUCAGCUUCAGGAUCUGUCCUUCCAGUGAGCACUCAGGGCUGGUUUCCUUCAGAAUGGAGAGGUUUGAUCUUCUUGCAGUCCAUGGGACUCUCAAGAGUCUCCUCCAGCACCAUAAUUCAAAAGCAUCCAUUCUUCAGUGAUCAGCCUUCUUUAUGGUCCAGCUCUCACUUCCAUACAUCACUACUGGGAAAACCAUAGCUUUAACUAGACGGACCUUUGUUGACAAGGUGAUGUCUCUGCUUUUUAAGAUGCUGUCUAGGUUUGUCAUCGCUUUUCUCCCAAGAAGCAGGCGUCUUUUAAUUUUGUGACUGCUGUCACCAUCUGCACCUACUACAAAGGGACAAUAGAACUUUGGUUUGCAUAGUCUGCCACCUGGGCAAGUCCGGAGGAGAGCUUUUGCCCAGCGAUUGACAGCUAUGAGUACGUCAUCUCCCGCUUGAGGGAUUAUGGUGGGGACCAAGUGGUUUCCAAGUCCUUGGCCAAUGAAGCAAAUUGGCGGUGGAAUGAAGGAAACUGGCAAAGGAGUUGAUUUUAUAUGAUUUUUAAAGCUAGGUAACUUCCCUGAGCUGUCAGGUCAAAAGGAUACCUUUAUGCAUAAUAUUUGUAACAUUUAACAACUUUAAAGAUGUGCCCCCCCCCGUAAUUUCCGUAACAAUAUCUGAAGGACUAUUGUAUUUUAAUAUUUUGUUGGAAGCUGCCCAGAAUGUCUGGGGAGACCCAGCCAGAUGGGCGGGGUAUAAAUAAUAAAUUAUUAUUAUUAUUAUUAUUAUUCCAGCGUGCAGAGUUAGUGCGCACACUGUCCAUGUUCGUGGAGUGUCGCCACCUUUGGCUCCCUGCCAGUGCAGUCGAGCCAGCACCCUGGGGAGGAGGAGGAGGACUCUGGGACUCCCCACUUAGAAAAGGGUGCAGAAAUCCAGGCAGCAUGCUACCCCGCCGGGUGCUGGUUCAACGCCUGGGGUCCUGUGCAGAGUCUCUCUGCAGGUAUUUCCUGGCAUUUAGGAGUCUGAAGGGCCAAAGGGGAAGGAAAUCCCAGGCUCUCCCUUUUGGAACAAAUUGGACUAUCGCCGUGCUUCGUUGACGUACGCGAUGUGUCCGAAUCUUGAACCCAAGUCCCGGUUUUUUUGCGGCGGCCUCGAGAAGGGCCGUGGAGAACAAUAAAAGAAAGUGCUUCAUGCAUCUACCGUAUUUUUCGCUCCAUAGGACACACUUUUUUCCCUUCAAAAAUGAAGGGAAAAUGUGUGUGCGUCCUAUGGAGCGAAGACGCCAUAGCCCCGCGACCCUCUCCCGGCUGGAGAGGUGACGCGCGGCUAUGGCAGGAGCUUCUACAGCCCCGCGUCACCUCUCCAGCCGGGAGAGCGCGCGCGGGGCUAAAGCAGCCCCCCGCGACCCUCUCCCGGCUGGAGAGGUGACGUGCGGCUAUUGAGGCUCUUGCCAUAGCCGCGCGUCACCUCUUCAGCCGGGAGAGCGCGCGCAGGGCUAAAGCAGCCCCCCGCGACCCUCUCCCGGCUGGAGAGGUGAUGCGCGGCUAUUGAGGCUCCUGCCAUAGCCGUGCGUCACCUCUCCAGCUGGGAGAGCGCGCGCGGGGCUAAAGAAGCCAUAGCCCCGCAACCCUCUCCCGGCUGGAGGGGUGACGCACGGCUAUGGCAGGAGCCUCUCCGCUGCUCCCUGACCUGCUCUUUGGGGCUGGUGGUGGGCUUCCCCCCCGCCAGCCCCAAAGAGCAGGUCGACAGGAACCUGAAGCCUGGAGAGCGAGCGGGGUCAGUGCACACCGACCCCUCUCGCUCUCCAGGCGUCCCAGGUAGCCGCCUGAACGCACCUUAAAUGGCACCUUGUUUUAGAGCGGGACAACAAGAGGGGAAGUUCUCCCCCUCUCUGCGCAGCGCCUCCUGCCGCUUCGCUGAAGGGGCGCUGGGCAGAGGGGGAGAAUUUUUUUUUCUUGUUCUCCCCCCUCUAAAACAAAGUGCGUCCUAUUGUCCGGUGCGUCCUAUGGUGCGAAAAAUAAGGUAUGUAGGAGAGUUUUCCCAUAAUGGACACAUGCUUGGCCGUAACGGGAAUGGAAUACUGGACCAGACAGGCAAUUUCUCUGAUCCUGCAGGGCAGCUCUUCUGACCAGGACAUGGGCUGGUGGUGGUCAGAGGACCAGAAGCUUAAUUCUUGUAAAACGCAGGUGUAAGACCCACGGGGCCUAGUUUUCGCGUGGAGUUGAUUCAGCUAGGCAGUUAAGCGUUCUCUAGGCUAGUCUCUCUUUGGUGGCUGGAAUGGGUGAUACGUGGCUGCGUGUUGGGCCCGUGGCAGGUUCAAUAAUAAUAAUUAUUAUUUAUUUAUACCCCGCCCAUCUGGCUGGGUCUCCCCAGCCACCCUGGGCGGUUUCCAACAAAGUAUUAAAAUACUGUGGUCUGUUAAACAUUAAAAGCUUCCCUAAACAGGGCUGCCUUCAGAUGUCUUCUGAAAGUCUGGUAGUUGUUUUUCUCUUUGACAUCUGGUGGGAGGGCGUUCCACAGGGCGGGUGCCACCACCGAGAAGGCUCUCUGCUUGGUUCCCUGUAACCUCACUUCUCGCAAGGAGGGAACCGCCAGAAGGCCCUCAGAGCUGGACCUCAGUGUCCGGCUAAACGAUGGGGGUGGAGAGGGAGAGGCUCCUUCAGGUAUACUGGACCGAGGCCUUUUAGGGCUUUCACGGUCAGCAUCAACACUUUGAAUUGUUCUUGGAAACGUACUGGGAGCCAAUGUAGGUCUUUCUUCAAGACCAGUGUUAUGUGGUUCUGGCGGCCGUUCCCAGUCCCCAGUCCCCAGUCUAGCUGCCGCAUUCUGGAUUAGUUGUAGUUUCCGGGUCACCUUCAAAGGUAGCCCCACGUAGAGCGCAUGGCAGUAGUCCAAGCGGGAGAUAACUAGAGCAUGCACCACUCUGGCCAGACAGUCCGCUGGCAGGGAGGGUCUCAGUCUGCAUACUGCACGGGACAGCUGCUUAUUCCUGCAUUGCAGCGGGUCAGGCCAGAUGACCCUCAGGUUUCCCUUCCAGCUCUGUGACUCCAGGUCUCCUCGUGGGCCAGCGUGGCUCCUACUCUUGGCAUGUGUUUUGUGGGAGACGAAGGGACAGUGGCUGGGAAAAGGAAGAGGCGCCUUGCCCCUUGGGUGCUGGCGGCCUCAGCAGGGGCGAUUAGGAAGGUUUCCCACACUUUGAGCUGCCUCCGCUGCUUAUCUCGGAGAGGGGGGCUGUGAGAAAGAGCACAGAGGCUGAAAGGCCGCCUUCCUUGUCCCGCAGUGCAGCAAACUCGGGAGAUAAAGCAGGGACCCCACAGAGAGGAGAAGGCGUUUGGGACGUGAGAAGAGAUGGGAAUCUGUGUCAGGGAGGGGGGGAGAGGGGCUGCCCACCACAGCAGAGGGACAAACGCUUCCCCUGAUUCGAAUCUGGAUCUCCGCCCCCCAAAAUAAAGGGUCCAGGCAAGAGAAACUGCCAGAUCCAGGGUGGGGGAAACUUUCGGAGGGUAAGAUAAGAGCUGUUUGACAGUGGAGCGGACUUCCUGGGAAGGUGGUGGGCCUUGGUUGGGGGUUUUAAAACAGAGGGGGUGACCAUCGGUCAGGGACGACUUAGCUAUGACUCGCGCAUUGCGGGGGGUUGGGCUAGAUGACCUUUGGGGUGCCCCUCGCAAUUCUAUGAUUAUGGAAUUCGACCACAAGAGGGUCCAGGCCUUGGGCGGGGGAGAAGGGAAGGUGCUAUCCACCUGCCUUCAGCAAGGUAGAGAGGUCUGGACCAGUUUCUGGGGGUGGGGAAGUUGCAGGAAGUGAAGCUGGAGGGGGCGGGGGCACCGAUCCAGGGUUCAAAUCGCCGUUUGGCCAUGGAGUUUGCUGGCUGACCUAGAGCUAGUCGCUGCCUAUAUAUAUAUAUAUAUAUAUAUAUAUAUACACACACACACACACACACACACACACACACACACACACCGUAUUUUUUGCUCUAUAAGACUCACUUUUUCCCUCCUAAAAAGGAAGGGGAAAUGUGUGUACGUCUUAUGGAUCGAAUGCAGGCUGCGCAGCUAUCCCAGAAGCCAGAGCAGCAAGAGGGAUCGUUGCUUUCACUGCGCAGCGAUCUCUCUUGCUGUUCUGGCUUCUGAGAUUCAGAUUUUUUUUUUCUUGUUUUCCUCCUCCAAAAACUAGGUGCGUCUUAUGGUCUGGUGCGUCUUAUAGAGCGAAAAAUACGGUACGCACACACAUUUUUAUUGAUUUUUUUAUAUAUCAGUUCCAACAGUCAUACAACAUAUCUUCUCAUCUUAUGCAAUAUUUUAGACUUCCAUCAACACCUCUGGUGAUUUUCCGUUCUUUAUGACUUAUUUUGCAUUUCUUAAUUUCUAUAUUGCAUUUAAUUGUCCUUAACUAAUAAUUCUUUUCAUAGUCUUUCUUGCAAUAUUUCAAAUAAUCCACCUUACAAAACUUCUUGCAAUCCUACUAGCGUAAUCUGUUCAUCACAGUUACUUUUCAUAUAUUUACUCCAGUCCUCUAAGAAUCUGAUCUCGCAGGUUUCGAAUCCUUCCUGUUAAUUUAUCUAAUUCUGCAUAGUCCAUCAACUUCGUCCUCCGUUCUUCUUUCGUCGGUAGUUCUUCUCGUUUCCAUUUUUGUGCCAAUAAUAUUCCUGCUGCUGUCGUUACAUAUAAAAACAACUUACAAUCCUGCCUGUUAAUAUCCUCUCCUACUGAGCUAGUCGCUGCCUUCCAUCCAUCUGACCUACUUCACAAGGCUGUUGUGGGGAUUAAAUGAGCCGGGGGGGGGGCAGAUGACACCUUGAGCUCCUUAUAGAAAAAAAGCAGGAUAUAAAAUAGAUAUAACAAAAAGGCGGAAUAUCAUUUUUGGGGUUGGACUAGAUGACCCCUGGGUUCCCCUCCAGCUCUACAGUUCUGUGACCCUUUGAAAAUAAAUGAAUAAGUAAACUGUGGAGGCAGAGCGUAGCUAUUCCGUUUUCUCCGUGUGGCUUGCAGAAGGGAUGCCCCCCUGGCUUGGGAUAUUCCCAUUGCUGGAGGGGGGCAUGGACUCAAGCACCCUGGUGGGUCAAAAUCUGCGAUUUUAGCCUGAAGUGGGCUUGCAGAGCGAGUGGGUGUGUGGGGAGCAGGACGGGUCCAGCCCCACAGCUUCGCCGGAGGGUGUCUUGGGGAACUGGCUGCCUUGCCUGAGGAAUGUUAAUGCCAACGGCAGCUGUGAAAUGGGACUCUUGUUUCGGGGGGGGGGGGCGUGGAGAGAGAGACGGCUGUCAGAGAGGGACGGGGUCCCUCCAGUCCCUAAAGACCUCUCCACCACCACUACUCACGCCAGGCCUCUCAGCUGUCUGCUGACAAUUUGCAGAUCUCAGCCCUGGGAGGUUUGCGUGAACAUUCGCUUGAAGACAGCCUUCCUCAGUCCUGGCGCCCUCCAGAUCUCUCAGACUACAACUCCCAUCAGCCUCUGCAGGGCCACAUGGCCAGGGGGGCUCAUGGGGGCACAGCUCCUCCGGCUGGAGCUGGCAGGGGGUGCAGUCCAGAAGUUUUUUGGGGGCCCCACGUUGAAAUGCUCACAGGCUGCCUCUCAGGUUUUCGCAGCAGCUGACCCAGCAAAGUCCAAGCCUUUUGGGAUCUGGGACCCAAGCUCUCUUUGGGGGGGAGCGCUUGGGGGUGUUUGGCCUGGAAAAGAGGAGCUCUUCAAAUACCAAGCUGGUUUCUUGAUGCUCCAGAAGGGAGGACCUGAACCCAGGGCUUCAAACCACAACAAAGGAGAUUCCAACUAAACAUCAGGAGGGGCUUUCUGACAGUGAGAGCCGUUCAACAAGAACAGAUGGAAGGUGGUGGACUCUCCUUCCUUGGAAGUUUUUAUAGCAGAGGUUGGGUAGCCAUUUGUCAGGGAUCUUUCAGCCACAAUUCCAGGGGGUUGGACUAGAUGACCCCCGGGACCCUUUCCAACUCCGCAGUUCUGCGAAUCUCUUCUUUGGCGAAGGGCCUUCUUAACUCAGCGGGAGAGCGCUAGCGUUGCAUGCAGGCGGUCCCAGGCCCAGCCCCCAAUGGCAUCUCCAGGUAAAUAAAUAAAUAACAAAUUUUUAUUUAUACCCCGCCCUUCCCGGUUCAAAAACCGGGCUCAGGGCGGCUAGCAACAAAUUUAAAACACUUAAUUGUAAAAGCAGCAUAAAAUACAGUAUAAAAACGUGAAUAACAAUAAAAUUCAAAGUUCAGAAAUCAAUUUAGGCGAAAUCCAUCCAAUAAGCAUUAGAUAAUCCCCAGGGCUAGCUGGCUGAAUUGGUCCUACUUGGGCCAGUGAGGAGACCAGGGGAGAAUUAGCUCUGGGGUCUCAGAGCAGGUAAUCUUCAUAAAAGGGGGGGAGGAGGGAAGGGAAGGGAAGGGAAAUAAAAGGUCAGGCUGAAUUCAAAAUAAAGGCCAGGCGGAAUAGCUCUGUCUUACAGGCCCUGAGGAAGGAAGUUAAAUCCUGCAGGGCCCUGGUCUCCUGGGACAGAGCAUUCCAUCAUGUCGGAGCCACCACUGAGAAGGCCCUGGCCCUGGUGGAGGAUAGUCUGACUUCCUUAGGGCCCGGGACCUCUAAACUAUGGUUUAGGGCUAUGGUAGGCCUGCCAGAAACCCCUGGGGAGUGGCUGCUGCCAGCCAGUGUAGACAGUAUUGAGCCAGACGCACCAGGAGUCUGACUUGCUAUGGUGCAAGGCAGUUUCUUACAUUCCUAUCCUAAAACCCCCACCAUCGUUUCCCCAGCCCUCUGCCUUCCGCCUUGUAUGCAUCUUUGGGCAGGGACGUCCUGGAGAAUCUUCCUUGGCUCCCCCCCAGCCCCCCGUUCUCUUGCUGCUCCAAGGACUCCUUGCCAUCCCACCCAGCAUGCUGCUGGCCUGGGGUGGUGGGCUUAAGCCCCCGGGGUGGGGGGAGACCCCACUUGGCCGUGAGGAAGCAGCCUUGGGAACCAGUCCCUCGCUCUCAGCCUAAGUGUUGGUGCUGACCUUGAAAGCCCUAAACAGCCUCGGUCCUGUAUCCCUGAAGGAGCGUCUCCACCCCUAUUGUCCAGCCCGGACACUGAGGUCCAGCGCCGAGGGCCUUCUGGCGGUUCCCUCCCUGCGAGAAGCCAAGUUACAGGGAACCAGGCAGAGGGCCUUCUCGGUGGUGGCGCCCGCCCUGUGGAACGCCCUCCCACCAGAUGUCAAAGAGAAAAACAACUACCAGACUUUCAGAAGACAUCUGAAGGCAGCCCUGUUUAGGGACAUUUUUAAUGUUUGAAGUUUUAUUCUGUUCUUAGUGUUCUGUUGGAAGCCGCCCAGAGCGGUUGGGGAAACCCAGCCAGCUGGGUGGGGUAUAAAUAAAAAAUUAUUAUUAUUAUUAUUAUUAUUAUUAUUAUUACCCGCCUCACAGGGUUGUUGUGGCGAUGCAGGGGGAGAAAUAUAUACGCCACAUUGUGCUAUUUGAAGGAAGAAGGUUGGGAGAUAGAUGAUGCUGGCGUCUGUCGUGUCUCGAGAGACAACGGAGUGCGCCUCUGGGGAUCAAAGUGGCCUCCUGGUAUGCAAGCCUGGGCGGUGUGUCUGGGGGUCCUGGGCUGCCCAGAUGAGAAGACACCCCCCCCCUUGGCUUUGCUGGUGUGGCCCAAAUGAAACCAGAGCAGGACAUUGGGCACCAGCUUGGCUGCAGGAGUUGCUGGACGGAGGCGUACAAGGCAUCGUCCAACAAUCUUAGGGACCCCUCUCUGGAUUUCCAUAGGGUUUACUCCUCUGCCUUUUCUUCUCCCAGAGAUACCCUGCCAGGUUUAAGUGAGAUAUAAAUAUAAGAAUACUCAGAAGUGGCCUCCAUGUCCCCCCUGGAGCCAUCCUUGGGCGUGAGCAAGAGGGGACUGCAGGCUUUGCAGCCUUGUCUUCUGGGGGCCUUCUUCCUGUCCACCCCCCAUCAGAGCACCUUUAGCUAGAGGAGAAGCCCCCCCCCCAAAGCCAGGCUCCGUCCUGGCUCCCACCCAGCGUUUCCACCUGCGAGGAAUGUGCAGCCGGCCAGCCAGCAGCAGCGACUUCUUCAAAAAGUCCUCCUUUUAUCCCAGAAAGGAAACAUCUGGUGGGUCGGGGGUUUCUUUUUCCCCAGCUCUUAUUUUUAGCCGGGGUGGGUGGGUGUCGUUUCCCCCUCCCCUUCCCCUGUGCUCUGGCUGGGGGGUGGGAAGGAGAGGGAGAGGAAGGGGCAGCUGCCUCCUUGGUCCGCCUUUGCAGGAGGCAGGCCAGCUGCAAAAUGCCUGGCGGUUCUGCAAGAGAUCAGCUUGCAAGCCAGCCCCCUUCCCUCUGCCCUCCAGGAGGGGAGCUGACCGGCUUCGGGGCGGAUCUCCCCUCCUUCCUUUUGGGGGGUGGGCCGUGGGGCCGUUUCCGCGCAGGGGCAGGCAGGGGGGCAACUGAGCCAGUGGAACAUCUAGGCCUAACCUCAGAUGCACAUUGCGUGACCAUCGCCACUCUCUUAUUUCUUUUAUUUAUUUAUUAAAUUAGUGUCUCUCUUUUUUGCCACGGCAACUCCUCCCAUGCGCAUGGCGUGAUGAUCGCUGCUCUUUAUUUAUUAGUUAAAUUAAUUAGUCACUCUUUUUUUUGCCAUGGCAACUCAAAGCCACUUACAAAAUGACGUGCAAAAAUAUGUGUGUGUUAAAACCAGGGCGGGGGGGAUGCAUUAAAAGCAACCAACGAGCCUCAGCUCUAAAAGGCCACAGGUAGCUGAAGGCCUGGCUGAAGAGGGAUGUUUUUGCUUGGCGUCUGAAGAUAUACAGUGAUGGCGCCUGGCGGGCUUCCCUAAGGAGAGCAUUCUGCAAAUGGGGAGCCACUGGCGAAAAGGCCCCGUUUUGAUGUUCCUUCCGUGGGAGAGGCAGCACAAAGAAGGGCCUCAGGUGACAAUCUAUGAGUCGUAUCUACCUGCAGUUGCACCCCUGUCCAUUGCAGAUGUCUGCCUACUGGAGAUUAUCUCUCCAAAUCAAGUUCCUAGGCAUUGAAAAAUACGUUUGGGGUAGGCGUUUGGUAAAGAUUAGGGCUGGUUUUCAAUAUCGUGAUAUACCACCAGCUACACAUUGUGAUAUACCGACAUAUCGCGAAGUCUGAAACAAAGUUGAAGCUAUGGCUGGCUUCACGGCUUUUCCCGCAGUAUGAUUUUUUGCAUAGCGCAAACACACAUGCGCAUCACGAUUCGCGAUAUAUUGCCUGGUCAAAUCUUAUGAAACCGUUGUCACGAUAUGGAGUUCAAACCUAGGUUAUGUCCUAUCGCCCAGCCCUACUAAAGAUUUUAAAAUUUGGUUUUAUAAUGUGUCUAAAUCAGGGAGAGCCGUUAAAAAAGGAGAUGGGAAUUAAAAGACGAAAAGCGAAACUAUGAAAGGGGCACGUCGAAUAAGUACGUGGGUUGAAAUAGGCGUGGAAAGAAAAAGUGGGAAUAAUAGAUGUUGUCUCCAUGUAAAAAGAAUACCGGCCGCCUUAGGAGAUCAAGUCUAGUUCCCGAUUUGCCAGCUUUGUGACGAAGGUUGUCUCGAAAAGGAUGGUUCCGCUGUAUAUGUAAGAAAGGAAUGCCAGAUCGUAUAAAUAGCGUCUGGAGGUUGUAGCUGAAAUCUCAAAUUAUGUGUAAUUUUCUCUGUUAUAGCUAGGAUGCGGCGGGGGGGGGGGUGAUUUAGUGCCGCAGCUUGCAUCCCUCUGCAGGAGAAGCCGGGCCUGAGUCUGCUUGCAACCCUUUGACACAGCCUCCCCCAACCCGGUGCCCUCCCUGACUAUUGGCCAUGCUGGCUGGGGGCUGAUGGGAGUUGUAGUCCAAAAAAAUGCCAAAUCUGGAAAGCACCAGGCUUGGAAAUGCUGCUGGAAAGACACCUUGUCCCCCACCUUAACCCCUCUCUCGUUCCCCUUCACAUCCUCCUUUCGGGAACCUACAAGAGGAUUAGACAGAUUCACGGAGGAGUUGCUCUUGCGCCCGGAUCCUGCUUGCUGGUUUCCCAUAAUGGGCGUCUGGUCGACCCCCGUGAGGACAAGCUGCUGGGCUCCAUGGACCCCUGUGGCCAGACCCUGCAGCCGGACUCUUCCGAUGUCCUGAUGCAACCUCCAGGGCCAAGGGCAGUCUAUCUGAGAUUCCUCAGUUCUGAGGACAGGAUGCUGGACCUGGUCCGGCAGAUGCUCCUCCCAUGCUCUUGGGGCUGGGCAGCGGAGCGGCCUUGAUCCGGGGCUUGUGUGUGUUGCCUCUUCCUCUCUUCCUGCCUGCCUCUGUUGCCAGGAUAGUGGGAGGAGCCCCUUCUGAAGCAGUCGUGUGUGCAGGGAAGGACGCCAAGGGGUUCAGACGCAGGACACGGAUGGAGGGAGACGGGGGCUGCUGUUGUUGUUGCUGCAGCACGUAGCUCCUCUCUCUGCCUCUGGAUCUGAAGCAAGAGCUGGAAGGAAGGAAGGAAGCUCCCGAGGAGAGGGGAGCCCUUGCAGGAGGGGGGGACGACGGGCUUCCCUCCUUCCUGGCUCCUCCAGACCAAAACCUUUCUCAAGAUCUCCUUUCUCUCUCUCACGUGGUUUAGACCUGCCCCAAGGAAGGAGGCAGCGUCUGGAACACAUCAGACCAUCUGGUACGCAGGCUGAGACCCUCCCUGCCCACAGACUGUCUCUUCAGAGUGGUGCAUGCUCUAGUUAUCUCCCGCUUGGACUACUGCAACGCGCUCAACGUGGGGCUACCUUUGAAGGUGACCCGGAAACUGCAACUAAUCCAAAAUGCGGCAGCUAGACUGGUGACUGGGAGACCACAUAACACCGGUCCUGAAAGACCUCCAUUGGCUCCCAGUACAUUUCCAAGCACAAUUCAAAGUGUUGGUGCUGACCUUGAAAGCCCUAAAAGGCCUCAAAGGCCCAGUAUAUCUGAAGGAGUGUCUCCACCCCCAUCAUCCAGCCCAGACACUGAGGUCCAGUUCCGAGGGCCUUCUGGCGGUUCGCUCCCUGCGAGAAGCCAAGUUAUAGGGAAGCAGGCAGAGGGCCUUCUCAGUGGUGGCUCCCGCCCUGUGGAACGCCCUCCCACCAGAUGUCAAAGAGAACAACAACUACCAGACUUUUAGAAGACAUCUGAAGGCAGCCCUGUUUAGGGAAGCUUUUAAUGUUUAAUAGGUUAUUGUGUUUUAGUGUUCUGUUGGAAGCCCCCCAGAGUGGCUGGGGAAACCCGGCCAGAUGGGCGGGGUAUAAAUGAUAAAUUAUAAUUAUUAUUAUAAUUAUUAUUACCACAGUGGCAGGAUCCCUCCCUUCCCCGCUCAGUCCCUUCCAGCUGCGGAGAGAGGGGUUUUAUCUGGGGAAUUUGUACCUGCCUUCCAAAAGGGAAGCGCUCAGGUGGGGCCUCGCGUCCUGUUUGCACAGCAGCUGCAGUUGUUUGCGCCGGCAGACCCUCUCCUGUAAUCUCCUGGCACCAGAAUCGGAAGCAGGCCUAAACCCAAGCUAGCAAUUGCCAUUGGCGUUUCGGGCCAAGACGGCUCUGAAGUCUUAUUUUUCGAGCGAUGGACUGGCUGUGGUUGAUUCUCAGUUGGACGUCUGGCUAGUUCAGAGGACAACCUUGAGCUCAUUUAAGAGCUUUGAGAACUUUCCUUCUUGAUCAUAUAUUGGCCUCUUCCAGCCUCUUUUUCUUAAGCGGGAGGGCUCCUGCUCAGGCUUCACAGAAAAAGCAUUUUGAUUUCUGAAAUUCAACCCGAUUGUGCAGAUUGAAUAUAACUGAUGGAAUUCUACAGGGUGGGGUCUUAGGGUGCGGAAACAGUCCGGAUCUGGGAUCCCCAGAAGGUGGAGAUAUCCGGCACCACCGUCCUGGCACCCAGGCAUCUUCACCUGGUCGCAAGUGGCCGAAAGCUAGGUGCAAAACGCGCCUGGCUCCUGGCUAAUUUCGAACGCGGCUUGGAAGGUGGAGCAAACUUGUUUUCUACUGCUCCAGAGGGUCGGACCGAACCCAGCAGAUUCAGAUGGCAAGAGAGGAGAUUCUGACUAAACAUCAGGAAGAACUUGGAGGUUUUUUUAAUAGAGAGGUCGGAUGGCCAUCAGUCGGGGAUUCUUUAGCCGUGAUUACUGCAUUGCAGGGGGUUAGACUAGGUGAGCCCUAGAUGGUUCUGCAAUUCUGUAAUUCAACAAAGCUCUGAUUAGCGGAUUUGUGCCAAAGUUAGCGGUGGAGUUCCUCCAGGUCUCAUCUCGCUGCGUUUUUGCUGUGGCAUGUCAGGCAGCUCCUCAGGUCAGCUCUCUUGGCACUGCCAACCGCUAUUGUAAUACUGUACAGGCGGGUAAGCAGAAAGCAGCCUUUAUCUCCAGAAGUCGGGGCUGUGCCUGCCUCCUUCCCUCCCUCCCACCUCCCGAGUAACAGCUCCCCAGUAUUGCUUAAUCUGUGUUGCAGUUGCAUGUUCACUGAUAAGGGGGAUUUUUUCCCGCUUCUUUCACGCCUGCCGUGGUUGAGGGAGGGGCAAGGCCUGGGCAACCACCCAAAGCCAGACAGAAUCUGUGCACACCUUUCUAAGAAAGUUGGCCGCAGCAACGCAUCUUGGCAGCGCUCCUUGUCCCCCAACCCUAAAAGGGAGGAGAACCCCUACUCAGCGCAGCUCUGAUGCCUAAAUAUAUCUCCUCCAUCGCUCUUCCUUAUCUUGGGAAAGGGAAAGGACUCCUCCUUGAGGACAGGUGUCAGGUGUGCGUGCAGGAGCUAGGCCCUGUGACCAAUAGGACUCUGCAGGACUGGGGCCUUCCUAAGUUUGUUCUGAAGAGGCAAGGCGCAGCCACACAGGUGAGGCCGAUAGGUAACUCACAGCACCUGGUGGCAAGAGCCGGGAAGGGAUAUAAGGUCAGCAUUUUGCCUUCGGCUCUUUGCCACAGCAACAGGUUCCCUGCCCUGCUGCAUCUGACUUUGUGACUCCUUGCUUCUUGAUCCUCGGACCCCUGACUUUGUGGCUCCCUGCUUCUUGAUCCUCGGACCCCUGACUUUGUGGCUCCUUGCUUCUUGAUCCUCGGACCCCUGACUUUGUGGCUCCUUGCUUCUUGAUCCUCGGACCCCUGACUUUGUGGCUCCCUGCUUCUUGAUCCUCGGACCCCUGACUUCGUGACUCCUUGCUUCUUGAUCCUCGGACCCCUGACUUCGUGACUCCUUGCUUCUUGAUCCUCGGACCCCUGACUUUGUGGCUCCCUGCUUCUUGAUCCUCGGACCCCUGACUUUGUGACUCCUUGCUUCUUGAUCCUCGGACCCCUGACUUUGUGACUCCUUGCUUCCUGACCCUUGGCUUCUUGACUCCCAGCUCUCUGACCCUCAGACUCUUGGCUUCCUGGCUUCUGGACUCCCGUUCCUGCUCCCACCCCGCCAUCUUGCCCCUGGUCCCAACGUCCCCAGCCAGGACUUCGAUCGCCCGUGAACCGGACCGUGACAACGGGUUUCAACAUUGGGGGCUUUUUUAGGUUUAGAAGGAGCCAGGGGUGGACAUGAAAGUGGUGUCUCAAAUUACGCAUGGAGAAAAUGGAUGGAGAGAAGUUUUUCUCCCUCUUGCAUGACGCUACGGCUUGGGGACAUUUGACGAUGCUGAACGUUGGAAGAUAGAGGAAAGAGAAAACAACGUCCUCCAAGCAUUGCGUCGUUAAGCUGUGGAACUCCCUCCCACCAGAGGCAGUGAUGGCCAAUGACCUAGACAGCUGCCAGAGGGGACUUGACGAAUUCCUGGAAGGCUUUAGAUGGCUCCUAGCCAGGGUGGCUGUUCUGUGCCUCCGCAUUUGGGGUCAGCUUCUUACGACAGUGAUGCUUCUGAAUCCCAGUUGCUGGAAACUGCUUGGGUGUGUGUGUGGGUGGGUGGCUCUUGUGCUCAGACCCUGCUUGCAGGCUUCCCAUAAUGGGAAUCUCGUUGUCCACUGCCAGGACAGUGAUGCUGGACUAGAGGGGCCUCCUUGGACCUGAUCCAAUGUUCAUAAAACGCAAGUCCCCAGAGGAAGCUACAUCCCAUUGCAGACUCCUACUCGCCGGACUCUGAGCGGGGUCACCAGUGUAAGAUUGCCGCUUAUCCUUCCUGUGGACGCCCCCUUCCUUUCUGCCGAGCGUGACACAAAACAGGCCCCCUUCUGCUUAUUGCUUAACGGUUGCAAAGCAGCACGUGGGCUGGUUGAAAAAGCCCUAUGAGGAAGGGCAGAGGGGGCAGAAGAAGAGGAGACCUGGGGGGAGGGGGGGCAGAGGAGACGGGGCAAGAAGGGACUUCAAGGAUUCAGAAAAAGGGGCAACAUUGAUUCCAGCAAAAAAAUGGAAUUUGCUCCAGCUAAAUGGAUAACUUCAGAAUAAGGGUUUCCCAGACUUGGGUCUCCAGCUGUUUUCAGACUACAAUCCCCAUCUUCUCCGGCCACUGGUCCUGCUAGCUAGGGAUGAUGGGAGUUGUAGUCCAAAACAGCUGGAGACCCAAGUUUGGGAAACCCUGGUUUGGACAAGUGCGUGGAGCGUGAAGCUUUGAUUGGCCACCAACCGCGACAACCAUGUUCUCCCUCCACAGUCAGAUUAUAAAUCUAGAUUACGGGCGCCACAACGGAAUGUCUGUUCACCAGGGGGUUGGACAAGAUGACCUUCGGGGGUCCCCUACAACACUACAAUUCUAUAAUCUCAUAGCUUGAGUGUAGCUCGCUCUUACAACAAUUCACUCGUCCCAGUUUGCAAGGAAGGAGAAAGGGACACCGUGGAAAUGGAAAUGGCAUUAACUCUGGACUAAGGUGGAGCUUUUUAAACUGGGGUCGCCAACCUGGUGCCCAGAAAUCUCCACAUUGACGCAGUUGGAGCCAAACCAGUAGCAAAAUGCGGCUGGGGGAUUUCGAACACUGCUCUUGCUGGGGGUCCCAGGCGGGUGGGUGGGGCUGUUGCAUCCACGUCCUGCUUUCGAGGCUUCCUUGUGUGGCAUCUGGUUGGCCCCUGGCAAGAGAGGAAGCUGGACUAGGAGGGGCCCCUUUGGCCCGGUCCAGAAAGGCUUUUCUCAUAUCAAGCAGCUACAGAGAAAUAAUAAUAACAAUAAAAUUUUAUUUAUAUCCUGCCCUCCCCAGCAAAAGCCGGGCUCAGAGCAGCUAACAACAAUAAAAGUAACACAGCAUUCUAAAAUCAAUUUAUUCCAAAAUCAAUUCUGAAUCAAAUUAAAGGCAACCAUUGGGCAAGAGUUCUGUGAGGAUUACCAAAGGAGGGGGUCAGACUGUGCCCUGUGGAACAGCUCCGUCUUGCAGGCCCUGUGGAAAGAUGUCAAGUCCCGCAGGGCCCUGGUCUCUUGUGUCAGAGCGUUCCACCGGAUCGGGGCCACAGCUGAAAAGGCCCUGGCUCUGGUUGAGGCCAGCCUAACCUCCCUGUGGCCUGGGACCUUCAAGAUGUUUUUGUUUGAGGACUGUAAGGUCCUCCGUGGGACAUACCAGGAGAGGCGGUCCCAAAUGAUGAGAGGAUUGGACAAAUCCAUGGAGGACGAGGAGGAGAAGGCUAUCGGUGGUCCCAGUUGCUGGAAACCAUAGGAGGGGAGAGGGCUGCCCUUGGGCUUGGGCCCCACUUCCAGGUUUCCCAGCAGGUCGGACCCCUGGGACGCGGGACGAGUUGGGCCAUUGGGCUGGUCCUGCAUCCUCUUCCUAGGUUGUUAGGAUACUGGUGGCUCUGGAGACCAUGCUGCCUCUCGCGAGUUUCUUGAGCUCACCCCCAAAGGCGCAUUCCUCCAUCGUCUUCCGAGACGGACGGAUGCCAACAGCCACAGGUGCCCAAAGAGACCCAGUUUGUCAGGAGCCCGGUGUCCCCGUCCGGGCUGGCAUCUCCUGCAGCUCCUUCGUCGCAGCUGACUGAGGGGCAUUGCCCAAAGAGAAGCCCCCUCCCUAUGAUGAUAUCCUCCUCCUCCUGGGCCCCCAUCCUCCUCCUGGCAGCUCCCAGCUUCGUUGCACCAGCAGCAGAGUCUCCCUCGGGCCCCGGAGCCAGGCUCCCUCGUGAACAAAACGCUCCCUUCUUCUCUGCCUCGUGCCGCCCUCUCCGGAUCGUAUGGCUGACAAAACGUUUACCCAGCUGGGCCCUCCCGGCGCAUACAGUGGGCAUCUGUGUCUGGGGCAGGGUCAUGUGCACCAGCUGUUCUGUCACUAUUGUUAACUUGGGGGGGGAGAGGCUGGCUCCGUUCCGCCAUCUGCCGGGCUGCUGCAGCACCCUCCUAUCUCUGCCUGCCCCCCACCCCAUAAAAAUGCUGCAUGGGGAGAUGGGGGCAGCAGCACAGGUGAGCUGGUCAGCAUCCUCAGAGCACCAUUCGCACCCAGGUCGAGCGUGUGCCGACCUUGCCCUCAGAGGCGUUGCUCUGCUUCUGAAUCCUGGUUGCUGGAAAACCACAGGUUGGGGGGGAAUUUCUCUUGUCCUCGGAUCCAGCCAGUUCAUCUUAAGCUCAUCAUUGUUACAACCCCUACUCCCCCCCCCCAAAAAAAACCCCAUUCCUCUGGGCAACAUUCACCCAGUUCCUUCAGUCUCUUCCUGCCUCUGCCAGUCUUCAGAAGAUUCUCCUUUCCCGUUUGGCCUCUUCUUCAGAAAGAUGAGGGCGCUCUGUGGCUUUUCUGCAUCUGACCGCAGAGCGGCAGGAGAGCUUAGCUUCCCACUUGAUUUUUGCAAAAACCCUCUCUGCUUUCAGGUGGGUCUGUUCCGAGCAGCCUUCGAAAUUCGCCAGGCGCAUUUUGCAUCUGGCUAUCGGCCACCUGCGACCAGGUGAAGAUGCCCGGGUGGUGCCUGGCGUCUCCACCGCCUGGAGGUGCCUGCCUGGCGACCCUUGAAUCCCACACCAACAACACAUCCUGUAGAAUUCUCUCCCGUUAACAUUUUAUCAGAAUGAAUUUCCGGAACCCAAAAGCCGUAUUGGAAAAUACAAUUUAAGAGCUGUCCGGCCCCCAAAUGGCGACUAGGCCUUCUGUUUUGGUGACACUAACCCUGGUUUAAGGAGCCAUUUGGCGCCCCACUUUCAUAUCUGAGCUUCUAACGCUUGAGAUUUCCCCCCCCCUUGCAGAAAGCCUGCGAUUCCCCUCACCCACGAACCGACCCAUUUUUAAUGCAAAAUGCUUCAAGGAGCAAAAGCUGAGCCGGGAACUUGGAGGCGGGUGGGUUUUGUUGUUGUUCUUGCAGCUGCCAAGGUAGCCUCCUUGCGAGGAAGCCCACCCCAGUGGAGAAGCGGCUGGCCUCAGCCCCACCGCCUCUUCCUCCUCCGCUGGGCACUGGAGGAGCCUCUCUUCCUGGAUACUUGGAAGGGCUGCUUCUAAAUUUAGCUGCUGCUCCUCCUCCUUCUUCCAAAACAUCAUCUGAGCAGACACAAAGCAGAAAGCGAGCGCUAGGCCUUCCUGGAGCUGCCUGCUGGGCUAUCCACCCUCGGUGGACUUCAGAGAGGGAGGACAGCUUGCAGAUUCAUGCACACACCAAAGGCCUUGUCUCUGUCGCCUUCUUCCUGUUAACGGAGAAAUCUGAGGGCUCCCUCGGACAAAACACAAGGACCCCAGCCAGGAAUACCAGAGCAAAACAGAAGCCGGUAGGCUUGGUCUUGAUGGAAGACUGUCGCCACAGGACUCCCACCUGCCAUCAGGUGGAACAAAAGAGAACCCAAACUUUGAUUAGCUGCUAAUCCCCAUGGGUGGCGCUGUGGGUUAAAGCACAGAGCCUAGGACUUGCCUAUCGGAAGGUCGGCGGUUCGAAUCCCCGCGAUGGGGUGAGCUCCUGUUGCUCAGUCCCAGCUCCUGCUAACCUGGCAGUUCGAAAGCAUGCCAGUGCAUGUAGAUAAAUAGGUACCACUCUGGCGGGAAGGUAAACAGCAUUUCCGUGCGCUGCUCUGGUUCGCCAGAAGUGGCUUAGUCAUGCUGCCCACAUGACCUGGAAGCUGUACGCCGGCUCCCUCGGCCAGUAAAGUUAAUCCCACCCUUUUGUCUUCAUCUGGGUUUGUUCAUUCUGGAAUGGCUACCUGUCUGGCACUCAGGUGUCAGGAGGCCAGGAAUUAUCACUCAUGCAGGGAGGCUGCUGAGUAGCUAUAGUAUAUGAAUUUCUGAAGUUUUCCCAGUGAGCCAGUACAUAGAUAGAUUUAUCAGUGAAUUCUUACAUUUGGUAUCGUGCAGCAGAGGCCUUUUGAAUAGAAAGGAAGAAUCUGUGACCAGGUGUUUUGUGGGGGCAAAUCACAAAAGUCACAAAAGUGAUUGUGCUGAUUUUGGUAGUGGGCUGCAUGUGCAUGAUAUUUGCUGGAGGGGCAAACACCCCCCAACCUAUACAUAAAUUCCUGCAACAUUCCCCCAGGCGGAGGGUGGGAAGACUCCUGGAGGAGGGGGUCCAGAGGCAUAGCUGGCCAGAGACUCCCAGAGGGUCAGCAGGGGCAGCCUGCAGGGGUUUGCCUGGCUGGAGAGGAAGCGGUCUGGUCUGACUUGUGAUGAGGAACGGUUGAGGGAGUUGGGUAGGCUCAGCCUGGAGAAGAGACGACAAUAGCCGAUAGGACUUUAGGAAACGUAAAUUGAAUAUUCAGCCACUUAUUAUUGAGGGAAAGUGCGUGGAACAGGUCCCAGUGUUUCGAUUUCUGAGAAUGGAGUUGAGAGACGACCUAACCUGGGGAGAAAACAGCAAAGACCUGAUGAAGAGAGCACAAUCUCUCAAAGGACCUGUUGAUGGCAUUUUACCAUUGCACUGUGGAGAGUGUAUUAACUUAUGGUCUGUGUGUGUGGUUUGGGAGCUGCACGGUCAGGGGAAAAACAAUGCUAUCCAGGGUUGUAAAGACUGCAGAGAGAAUAAUUGGGUGCACUCUUCCCACCUUGGAUCAAAUCUAUGCUGCCAGGUGCCAUAAGAAAGCGGCAGAGAUAGCGCAGGAUAGUGUGCACCCCGGAAAAUGAUCUCUUUCACCUUCUGCCUUCUGGAAGAAGGUCCAGGGUUAUAAAGACUAGGACUAGCUGCCUGAGAAACAGUUUCUAUCCAAAUGCAAUUUUGGUUUUAAACGCAGUGUAAGAUAGUCUCUGGAUGCGGGUGGCGCUGUGGGUUAAACCACAGAGCCUAGGACUUGCCAAUCAGAAGGUCGGCGGUUCGAAUCCCCGCAACGGGGUGAGCUCCCGUUGCUCGGUCCCUGCUCCUGCCAACCUAGCAGUUCAUAAGCACGUCAAAGUGCAAGUAGAUAAAUAGGUACCGCUCCGGCGGAAAGUAAACGGCGUUUCCAUGGCUGCUCUGGUUCACCAGAAGCGGCUUAGUCCUGCUGGCCACAUGACCCGGAAGCUGUACACCGGCUCCCUCGGCCAAUAAAGCGAGAUGAGUGCUGCAACCCCAGAGUCGGCCAUGACUGGACCUAAUGGUCAGGGGUCCCUUUACCUUUAAGGAGUAUAUUGUAUUUUAAUGGGAGUAUACUGUAUUUUAAAAAUGGGGUAUCAGAGUUUUUAGGGGGCUAACCAGGUUGGGAUAGCUGGGAUAGGAGGCUUGUUGGUUUUGAAGGUCUGAUGUAGAUUCCCCCCCCCAAAAAAAUUUCAUUGUUCUGUAUGGGACAAUGACAAUAAAGAUUUUCGUAUUGCACAGGAGAGCCACCUUCAGAAAUCUGAAGGGCUGUCCCCUGUAAGAUUGAGCACAACCUUGUUUCCUGCUGCUGCGGAGGGCAGAACCCAAAGCGAGGGAUUCAAACGAACUUUCAGAGGGUCAGAGCCGUUUCACAGGGGAACGGGCAGACUCUCCUCCCUUGCAGGUUUUUAAGGCUCUCAGAGAUUCUUCAGCUGUGAUUUGUGGACUAGGCAGCCCUUGGGGUCCCACUUUUGCGAUUCCAAAGCCGGGCCAUGCUGAAUCUCGAAACAGUGUAUGAUGUGUAGUUCAAACAGAAUAUACCACUCAAACCCCAACGCACCCCCGAAGCUUCCUGGGUGAGCUUGGAGUCAGUCGCAGCCUCCUAACCUCCCUCGCAGGGUCGUUGUAAAGAAUUGACCGGGGGGGGGGUGAACUGUGUCUUCCUUGGAGGAAGAGGCAGAAUACAGUGGAACCUCGGUGGUCAAACGUUAUCCGUUCCACAAGACCGUUCGACUUCCAAAACGUUCGGCAACCGAGGCGCAGUUGCCGAAAUCCGUUGUGGAAAAACUGAGAAACGCACCUCGGAAGCCGUUCAACUUCCGAGGCGCGUUUUGAAACAGAAGCAUUCGCUUCCGGGUGGUCAGCGUUUGAAAGCUGAAACGUUCGACUCCCGAAACAUUCAGCGACCGAGGUUCUGCUGUACGAAUGCAGUGGAUCAGGUCUUCUGCUCACCUGUGUGAGAGAGCAAGAGAUGCCAGUCAGAUGGAGAUGUCCGUGGCCAACUUGGCCUCCCACCUGAGACCCACACGGUCGCAACUGGACCCACGCCAGUCACAAAGCGUUCCUGGCAUCUGGGGGACUUCGGACGCUCCUUCCCCCUCAGCCUCCAGAACCUGCCCCUGGGGAGGCUUCGCUGUGGGGCUGCCUGGCUCCUCCCCCUCCUCCCCAAAGUGCCCCUCUUGGGCUGGAGCAAAGAGCCUCGGCGGAGGCUUCUGUCAGCCAGCCUGAGUCACUUGGAAGUGUUUUUGGGGGGGGGGCUCCUUUUGGACUCUGCAGGGGCUUCCUGGGAGCUUAAAGACCCUGUUCUGUUCCUUCCCAGACCUCUCCCGAAACCGCUUUGCCGAGGUCCCCGAAGACGCCUGCCACUUGAUGUCCCUGGAGGGGCUGAGCCUGUACCACAACUGCCUCCGCAGCAUCCCCCCCGCCAUCGCCAACCUCCAGGCCCUCACCUACCUGAACGUCAGGUAACUCGCACAAGGGGGAAGCCAGAGUAGGGCCGAGGGAACGGGGUGUUUCACCAGGGCUGCGGCGAGAGCUCUCUGGACUCCCUCGCCUUGGAGUUUUAAAGCCCUGCGCGACUCAGGCCCCCUAUACAGACCCUCCCGGGUGCUGAGAUCGGCAGAGGGGACCCUCUCGGAAGUUCCUCUGGGGCCUGCCCCAGAAGAUCUGUGGGGCUCCCUCCUCCCCACAGAGGUGCGCCCGGCCCCUGGCUUUUGCCACCUGAGCUGCGGGUUUUUAUGACCCCCCUUGUUUCCCUGGUUGCAAGCUGUUUCGAAUUGGCUUUUAUUUCUUUUCAGUUUCCCAAGGUUAUUCCAACAAUAGCCCGAUGAUGACAAUGCCGUUUCACAUCUUUUCAAAUUGUUCCUUUUUUUAAAAAAAAUAUUUUUUAUUAAGAAUUUAAACAAAACAUAUUAUCUUAAAACAUAUCACCCUUGAUUUCCCCCCUCCCCUCCCCCCCCAACUUCCCUCAGCUCCAGUCUCUGGUUUCUCUACAAAUGCUAUUCUCUGCAUGUUACAAAACUGUAUAGAUCCUUAAUUUAUCUGACUGAUUAUUGUCAAUAAAGAGUUUGUGAGUGUUUAUUCAAAACCUGCCAAGGAGUCCAGUUCACUUUGUUGUUUCUUUAAAUACUUUGUAAAAGGUUCCCAUUCAUCUUUAAAAUCGCAGUUAUCCUUGUCCCGUAGUUUAUGUGCCAGUUUUGCCAAUUCUGCAUAGUCCAUCAAUUUCUCUCGCCAUAGUUCUUUAGUUGCUGUUUCCGCGUUCUUCCAUCCAUGUGCUAUUAAGACUCUUGCCGCCGUUGUCGCGUACAUGAAGAUAUUUUUGAACUCCCUUGGCAGGUCUUUCCCUACAAUCCCUAACAAAAAUGCUUCCGGUUCCUUAACAAAUGUUAGAUGGAACAUUUUCUUCAAUUCAUUGUAUAUCAUUUCCCAAAACUUUUUAAUUUCAUUACAUUCCCACCACAUGGGGUAGAAUGUCCCCUCUUUUUCCUUACUUUUUAAAUUGCUUCUGACGCAGCAGCUUGCCGUGGGACCUCGGGGUGAAAGUCGGGAAAUAGAUAAGACAAAAUGGAAUAAGCUCCCCCGCUCCCUUCCUCAUUCCUCAGCCCACCCAUCCUGCUUUGCCAGUCUCCCCUGAGAUUUGGGAAGCCAGAUCUCUCCUUCUCCUCCUCCUCCACUGUUGUCUUCUUCCCUGCAGCCGGAACCAGCUCUCUUCCCUGCCCUCCUGCCUCUGCCGGCUGCCCCUCAAGGUCCUCAUCGCCAGCAACAACAAGCUGGUCUCCCUGCCUGACGAUAUCGGCACCCUCAGCACCCUCCGCCAACUGGUGAGUCGGUAACGCCAUGGUGUGGAAUUCCUCCAAGGGGCAGGGUGGGCACCUCUUGCUUGCCUUCCCCCAGGGUUCGGCCUCGCUGGUGUCUCCACGCUGAGCUGGGCUGAAGCCACGUGGGCGGUGGGAGGGAUCCCCCAAGGCCCUCCAGACCUGAACCCCAAAGGCAGCAGGACCACCCCCCCCCAACACACACAGCCAUCACAUGCUUCAAUCCACUAGGACAAUCCCCUGUAUCCCUCUCUCACCCCAAAUCGCCUUGAGGAUGCCUAGGUAGAAUUGUGAUGGGGGGCCCCCCUCUCUGCCCACUCAAACAUACCGAGACAACACGAGAACGGGGCCUUUUCUGUGGUGGCUCCCCAUUUGUGGAAUGCCCUCCCCAGAGAGGCUCGCCUGGCGCUACCGUUGCAUGUAUUUAGGUGCCAGGCAAAAACCGUCCUCUUUACCCAGCCCGUCAGCCGUUAGACAGUCUAUGUCCUUUUAAUUUUAUUGGUUUUUAUUGGUUUUUUUUAUUGUUUUAUCUAAACUGCUUUGAGGUAGUGGUUGCAUUUUUAAAAAAUAAAAUUAAAUUGCUAAUUAUGUAAGUUUUAUGAAAUAAAUAAGCUUUCUCUCCCUGCCCCAUGUGAUAUUUAUUUAUUUAUUUAUUUAUUUAUUCAUUCAUUCAUACAUACAUACAUACAUACCCCACCCUCCCCGGCCAGAGCUGGGCUCAGGGAGGCUAACACCAGUAAAAUUAUAGUAAAAACAUAAUGGGGGGGGAACAAUUUAAAAUACAGGUUAAAAUAAAAUUUUAAUUUAAAAUGCAGCCUCAUUUUAAUAGUAGCCCAUAGAUCAAAACCAAUACGGGGAGGGAAACAUAAGGGUCAGACUGAGUCCAGACCAGAGGCCAGGCGGAACAGCUGUCUUGCAGGCCCUGUGGAAAGAUGUCAAGUCCCUCAGGGCCCUGGUCUCUUGGGACAGAGCGUUCCACCAUGUCGGGGCCAGUGCUGAAAAGGCCCUGGCCCUAGUGGAGAUGUCUCCAAAGCGGUCUUAGUACUGGCACCCUUAAGGCUCUCUCCCUGCCUCCAGGGCUCUCCCUCCCCCCACCACCACCACCGCUGGGAUGGGGCUCUGCUCACCUGUGACCUUUCCCCGAAUCCUCUUUUCUGCCUCAGGACGUCAGCAGCAAUGAGCUGCAGUCCCUGCCGGCGAGUGUGGGCGGCCUGGAGUCUCUUCGGGACCUCAACGUCCGGAGGAACCAAAUCGCCGUCCUGCCCGAAGGUCGGUGCCUGCCCAAAGCCUCCCUCCUUUGCCGGCGCCGUCUGGGCACCGGCAGACCCCCUGCUUCUAAACUGGCGACGGAGGCAGCCCUCCCUGCCCCUCUUCUUCCCCUCGCUCACGGACGCCUGUGCUUUGCCCCACCUCAGAGCUGGCGGAGCUGCCCUUGGUCCGGCUGGACUUCUCCUGCAACCGUGUCGUCCGCAUCCCCACCUGCUACCGCCACCUGCGGCACCUGCAGUCCAUCCUGCUGGAGAACAACCCGUUGCAGUUCCCACCUGCGCAGGUAACAGGGGAGCGGGGGGGGCAGGCAGCUGAGAGCAGAGACUGCUUGGAAGGUGGUUCUGUGGUUCUGCCCACCCUUUCCAUUUAUCCUGCCCUUAGUGGGGGCUCUCAGUGGGGCCUGGGGGCCAGGAUGUGCAACAGGCUGGCAGGGAAGGCAGGCACGAUCCGGCAACUCGUCGCACCUCCUCCUCGCUAAACAGGGCGAACGGCCUUCGUUUUCCGGGACCGCCGCUGCCACCCUGUGACCCAGCGCCCCCGUUCUCCCCACAGAUCUGCUCCAAAGGCAAAAUCCACAUCUUCAAAUACCUCAACAUGGAGGCCUGCAGCAAGGCGCGGCCGGACCUGGCAGAAUUCGCACAAGGAACCCGCCCCGCCGGCUUCGGGACAUGGUAAGGCGGGCAGUGGGGGGACUGGGCGGCUCUGCUAAGCAGCUGCUGCCGCAUGGGAAGGAGGCAGGGUGCCUGGGGCCAGGAGGGGGAGGCUGUACCUGGAAAGAGGCGGCUCUGGAGCUGCUUUAGCCACCGGAUUGGGGCUUGAAGAGCAUUGUUUCCAAGAGGCUUGUUUCCGUGUCUGUUCCCACAGCCUCCCGGACGAUUUCUACCCCGUGAGGCAGUAUGGCGGCCUCGAUUCGGGCUUCAACAGCGUCGACAGCGGGAGCAAGCGGUGGUCAGGGAACGAGGUGCGGGAACGCCUUUCUGCUUUGCUUGCGGUGACGUUUUUUGCAGUUGCAAAGGGGAGAGAGGGAGGACUUCGCAGGGGCCCUGAUCCCUGCCUAGGCGGCCCUCAAAAACCUUAUGGCCAGAGGGGCGUGACCUGAGCCUCCCGGCCUGUUGUCUUCCAUCCUAGUCACGCUGUUAUAAGAUUGCAGGGUUGGAAGGGAUCCGCAAAGCUCAUCCAGUCCAGCCCCCUGCCACGACUCCAUAGUGCCUGAGAAGCAGCCAAUGAUCACAUCUCAGUAAUGCCUGGCAGAAAUAUUAAUAAUAAUAAUAAUAAUAAUAAUAAUAGUAAUAAUAAUAAAUUUAUUAUUUACACCCCGCCCAUCUGGCUGGGUUUCCCCAGCCACUCUGGGCAGCUUCCAACAAAGUAUUAAAAUACAGUGGUCUGUUAAACAUUAAAAGCUUCCCUAAACAGGGCUGCCUUCGGACGUCUUCUAAAAGUCUGGUAGUUGUUCUUCUCUUUGGCAUCUGGUGGGAGGGCUUCCACAGGGCGGGUGCCACCACUGAGAAGGCCCUCUGCCUGGUUCCCUGUAACUUGGCUUCUCGCAGUGAGGGAACCGCCAGAAGGCCCUCAGAGCUGGACCUCAGUAUCCAGGCAGAACGAUGGGGGUGGAGACGCUCCUUCAGGUAUACUGGACCUUUGAGGCCGUUUAGGGCUUUCAAGGUCAGCACCAACACUUCGAAUUGUGCUCAGAAAUGUCCUGGGAACCAAUGUAGGUCUUUCAAGACCGGAGUUAUGUGGUCUUGGCAGCCUUUCCGGGUCACCUUCCAAGGUAGCCCCAUGCAGAAGGCUAUCCAAACCUUGCUUAAAAUACGAAGGAGAGUCCACCGCCUUCCAGGGCCAUAGAAUUCUAGCAUCAUAAAGUUGGAAGGGACCCUCGUGGGUUACAUAGUCCAGCCCCCUGCAAUGCAGGAAUCGCAGCUCAAGAAUCAAGCCGCCUCUGCUUAAAAGCAAAGGAGUCCGUUCAGCUGUCGGACGGCCCUUACCACCUGCCGUUUGCUGUUUCUCCUCCUUCACCGCCCCUCGUUCUCCCCGCUUCUCAGUCCACAGAUGAGUUUUCAGACCUCUCCUUCCGCAUUGCCGAGCUGGCCAGAGACCCCAAGCAGUUGAGGGAGAAGCGCAACGGGACAGGUGAGCAGCCAGGCAAAGGGAGGGCGUGGUGUUGCUAACAGCAAGACCUGACUUUGGGCCUGGAGGGAGGGGGAAAGAGGGAGAGCUGAGCCCUAACCUCCUUCCUUCCUUCCUCCGUUCCCACAGUGGAUGCGGCUGAUCUGGAGCAGAUUGACUACAUCGACAGCAGCGUCAACGGCGAGGAAGAGGAGGACGAGGUCUCCGUGGGAAAGUCAGAGAGCACCUCUCUGGGGACGGCACCCUCCGAGGUGAGAAUGGAGCUUGCCCCCCUCCUUGCAGAUCUUGCGGUUACUCUUGGGUCCUCCCGGGGCAGGAUUUUCCCGCGUCCUGCUGGGAGAGUAGGAAGGGAGUUCAGGGGUAGCGUCCGAGGAUGGCGAGGCCCCUUGCGUUCUCCACAAGCAGAGGAAUAACUCUAGGGUCCUGGGCGGGCAGAGUGUGGCGUUUGGGGGCUGGGGGCAAAAGCUUCUGAAUCAUCUUGUUUUGCUUGAACAAGAUGAUCACCAGGGGGGUGAUAGGAGGGUUGGACUGCCAAUAGGAAGACGUCCUGACCACCUUCUCGUGUCUGAGUUCCACAGUUCAGCUGUGAAAAAGGGGCUUUGUUUUCUCUGUCCCAAAUCCCCCAACGCUCCGCUUCACAGGACGAGUUCUGGCGUCACGAGAGAAGGAUGGAAGCUUUUCCCUAUCCGCCUUCUCCUCCCCAGGCAUAAUUUUCUAAGCUGUCACAUUGCAGCUUCAACCAGCAAAUUAAUUCCUCCCUUUUCCCCCCUUUAUUUGCUCACGUUUUCUCUCCUCUUGGCCUCUUCUAGGACUUCCAGAAACCCAGGAAGAGCUCCUCCACUUCCCUCCAGAAAACAGGACUUGCGGAGCAGGGCCCGACCGGCAGGUGUGUGGCGCCACCUUGCGGCCAGCUCCCUGCGCAAGCGGGCAGGAUCUCGCACUGGAUGCAGCCUUGUCCCUGUGGGGUCUCCUUUCCAUCUCCUCCAGCUCCCCUUCCUCCCAGGGUGCUGUUGCCCCCUACUCAAUCCUGAGCUUGGGGUGUGGGGUCCUCAAAUCCCUCUUGGCUGCUGGGAGUGGCCCAAACCCCACAUGCUUUUCUGGGCUUUGAACCCACUUGCUGUGGGGCGGUGUUCCCUCCUGCUGAAAGGGGAGAAGCUUUUCCCUUUUGCAGGGGGUCAGGCGGGCAGCCAGUGAUGGGCAGUGUUAACGGAGAAAUCUGAGGGCCCCCUUGGACAAAAAACAAGGACCCCAGCCAGGAAUCCCAGAGCAAAACAGCAGCCAGUAGGCUUGGUCUUUAUUGAAGACUGUGGCGACAGGACUCCCACCUGCCACAAGGUGGAACAGGAUGGAAGCCCCGAACAAAAGAGAACCCAAACUUUUGUUGGCUGCUCAUCCCCAUGUUACACCCCCCCAAACUACAUCACAGUUACAUCAUGAAAGGGGAGGUCUGGUGGCAGUAAUCUGAGCAUCCUGGACCCUGCCCCAUGGUUCCCCUUGCCCUCCACCAAACACCCACCAAGUGGUACAAAAUAGAUAUUUACGUUUUCCUGUUUCCCAGACAAGUUAGUCACACCCUUUUGUCUUCAUCUGGGUUUGUUCUUUCUGGAAUGGCUACCUGUCUGGCACUCAGGUAUCAGGAGGCCAGGAAUUAUAACUCAGGCAGAGGGGCUGCUGAGAGGCUGAGCUCACGUGUCUAGAUGAAUUUCUGAAGUUUUCCCAGGGAGCCAGUACAGAGAUACAUUGAUCAGUGAAUUCUUACAUUUGGUAUCGUGCAGCAGAGGCCCUUUGAACAGAUAGGAAGAAACUGUGAUGACUUGUGGGGACAAAUUACAAAAGUGAUUGUGCUGGUUUUGGUAGUGGGCUGCAUGUGCAUGAUAUCUGCUGGAGGGGCAACCCCCCCCCCCCAACCUAUACAAAAAUUCCUGCAACAGUAGCGACCCCCAUGCUUAUUGUGUCCUGCGCUGCUGGGCGUGGCGAUUGUCCCCCCACGGUCUCUGCGACCCCCUGCCUCUUGCUUCCCCCUCUCAUCUAGGGCCAGCCUUCCCCGGCCGGAGCCAUUUGGGGAGGAGCGCCGUCGCCCCGAGAUCCUUCAGCUGUGGCAGGAGAGGGAGCGCCAGCAGCUUCAGCAGCGGCCCCUGUGGAGCCAGGGGGCCGAGAGGAGGGAGAGGUAACAGCCGGGAGGGGUCGGGGGCUGGUCCUUCUGCUUAUUUCUGCCCUUUGUGGCUCAGGGCCCUCGUAUUUAUGGGACUGCCUAUCCUGGUCUGCCCCGCAGAGGACCUUAAGGCCCAUGAAUAAUCACAGUUUAGAGGUCCCGGGCCCUAAAGAAGUCAGACUGUCCUUCACCAGGGCCAGGGCCUUUUCAGUGGUGGCUCCGACCUGGUGGAAUGCUCUGUCCCAGGAGACCAGGGCCCUGCAGGAUUUAACCUCCUUCUGCAGGGCCUGUAAGACAGAGCUAUCCUGCCUGGCUUUCAAUUUGAACUUAGCCUGAUCUUUUAUUCCCCUUCCUUCCCUCUCCUUCCCCUUUUUAUGAAGCUUACCCGCUCUGAGACCCCACAGCUAAUUCUCCCCUGGCCUCCUCGCUGGCCCAAGUAGGACCAAUUCAGCCAGCUAGCCCUGGGGAUUAUCUAAUGCUUAUUUCCCCUAAACUGAUUAUUGAAUAUUUUAUGGUUAUUCAUGUUUUUGGACUGUAUUUUAUGCUGCUUUUAUAAUUAAGUGUUUUAAAUUUGUUGUUAGCUGCCUGCAGCCCAGUUUUUGAACCGGGAAGGGUGGGGUAUAAAAAAAAUUAUUAUUAUUAUUAUUAUUAUUAUUAUUAGCAGUAUUUGCAUACUACCCUAUCAUUAAAAAUGCAGCAAUAAAACCAUGCCAUAAAAGCCACAAGAAGCUGGAAGCAGACAUUGCUUAACCCUCGUGGAAGGAGCUGCCCUUAACUGCCUGCCUGCAGCCCCAAGCCGCGCGCCCCCCCAGUGCCUGUCAGAGGGAGGACUUGAACCCAGGCCUCCUCACCCCAAUCCUCUGCCCACUUUAUGCUGUUGGCUGCUAUUGCUAUCAUUCUCUUCAUCAAAUAAAUAAGAUGGCACUCCCAUCUUAAAACUCAGAAGCCAGUGGCUGCACCUCAGUUUUUGAAGCAUCUUGGAAGCCAAACGUUUCGGAACCCGAACAUCGAAAACCCAGAAGUAAUUGCUUCCGAUUUCGAACGCACCUCGGAAGUCAAACGGCUUCCUAGGCGUGUUUUUCAUUUUUCUCCCUUGACUUUGCCAACCACCCUUUGCACCCUUGGUUGUCGAACAUUUCGGAAGUCUAACGGUCUUCCGGAACGGACCGCGUCCGACAACCGAGGUUCCACUAUAUUUCAUUUCAUUUCAUUUAUUGCGUUGAUAGCCCAGCCUUUUCCUCCGAGGUGGUGUGUGUGAUUCUCCUCCUCCUCCUCCUCCUCCUCCUCCUCCUUUAAUCCCCACAACGACCCGGCGGGGUAGGUUAGACUGGGAGGCGGCGAUGACUGGCUUCACGGCCAAUUGCAGGGAUUUGAACCCAGGCCUUGAACCCUGUAACCGCUACGCCAGCCUGGCUGUUGGGAAAGGGGUUCCUGAGUGAUGCAGCCCUUCCACCCAGGACACCAGCUAGACUGGUCCAGCCUCUCUCUCUCUUCUUGACUCCGGGUUUCUUCUCUCCCCCAUGGCAGCCUGGCAGAAAGCAGCAGCAGCAGCAGCCUCUCCCAGCUGAAGCAUCGGAACCAGGUAAGGACAGAGGGAGGGGGCAUGCAUGUCUCCCCCUGUGUCUGCUUUCCAUUCAGAACAUUUUGGGCGCUCUUCACGUGGUUUCACAAUGAAGGCUAUCUGAUCCAGCUGCAAACACCUCCUAGUAUGGAGAGGACCCUUUGGUUCCUUCCUGGGAUUAUAUAUGGUGGGAUUAUAUAUGGACUGUGCAGCUUGGGGGCUCCAGCAUUCCUCUCCCGGGGCCCAGGGGACCGCACUGGGCUCUCCGACCACCGACGGCAAAGUUCUCAAUGCUCUCCAACUUUCAAAGAAUCAGUACCAAUGACCUUCUAGGCUGUGGGACAUAGAUCGCCAGGAACUAAUCUCAGCUGCGGGGAAAAACAUGUUCCCCUCUUUAUUUUCGACUCUCUUGGGCGUAGGAAUUUAACCUUAAUUAUUUACAAUUUUUGUUUAACCUGCAAGAAAGAAGGGCUUUUCCGCUGGCUAGGUUCAAUUCUAAUCCUUCUAACCUCCUUUGGGGUAGGUUUGCGGGUUUGGCAGAAGGAGACAGGAUCUGCCCAUGCGAUGCCCACCUGGUGGAAACUCUAGCUCACAUGGCCCUUAAAUGCAAAAUGUAUGGUGAUCUCUGCCAACAAUUUCUAGACCAUCUACGUAUUCCAACAUGGAAACCAGAGACAGAGGUCAUACGCUUCUUAUUACAGGGGAGAGACCAGGAGCUCACCAAGACAGUAGCUAAGGUCCUCUAUUUGAUUUUUUUUUUUGUCGCUGAAGUACACUACAGGAUCCUGCCCUUGCUGGAAACCCACAGAGAUGAAACGGGUUGCUCGCCUCUUCUUCCCUUUGGCGGGUGGCUGUGCUGUUGAAGUGGCGACGAGAUCACACUGGCCUAUUUAUUCUGAAUGUAUUCUGAAUGUUCCUAUGUGAUGCCAAUACGUAAAGGUUACUUGACUUGGCCAUGAAGGCUCCCUGCCAGACAGGAGGGCCGGCAUCUUUUGUGUGUAACUUGAGCCACAUCGCUCAGGUAUCUUCCCCUCCCUUUGUGUAACGACAUGAGCAGAGCCUGCUGGGAUCAGGCCAGCCAUCUGCCUAGUAGUCCAGCAUCCUGUUCUCACAGUGGCCAAUUGCCCCUAAGGACCUAGGACUCCAGAUAGACUGCCACCAGACCUGGAGGCUCCAUAAGAAAAGCUGUGCUGCUGGAUCAGGCCAAAGGUCUAGCCCAGCACUCUCUUCUCACAGAGGCCAGCCAGGUGUGUGGCGUUCCCAAAGCAAGGAAGGAUUGGACUCUGAUGAAUAAAAUACACACGAGGCUUCACCAGCAAGAAUCUCGGAGGAGUGCGUAUAAUAAUAAUUCCUGCCCACCCUCCGGCCCAGGUCGUUUUAUUCACAAAAGAACUUUUUACACAGUGUCCGUAAGAACCAAUCAGAUUUCAAAAAAACCCACGUGGGACAAAAUUAAAGAUUAAAACUACAAAGAGCUGAUUUCAGCAUGCAUAGUAGUCCAGAGUAAAUAAAAUAGGACUGAAAGGAGGAAUGCUUUUAGGAAACCCUGAAGGUUAUAAACAGGAGUAAACAGGAGAGGCAGUAUUUACCAUCUCCUUGUGAACUCUCUUCCUGGCCCUUAAGAUCUAUCUAAAGAUUAAACUACAUCAAAGUAACCCACUAUCUUUAUGUACUGAGGAUGCCUGAGGAAGCAACUGGCCUGUGUUUCAGAAUGCUUAUACGUGCCUGUCAGGCGUAGAGAACGCAAAUGGCAGAGGUGGAGAGGCCUGUGGGAUUCGAUCAGAAACUAUUGUCAAUGAAUCAAACCCAGUCAACGCAAUGCUUUCAUCGCGGACACGAUGGCUUGCUCCAUAUUUUUUAUAAUUCCUCGUAGCAAUCCCACCUGACCCCCACACUCUGGAUAUUUGCACCCCUACAUUGGGGCCUGCUGGAAACCUGCCAGCAGGAUCCGAGCACAAGAGCGCCCUUCCCCUCCUGGGGUUUCCAGAAACUGGCGUUCAGAAGCAGCGCCACCUCCAGCUGUGGAGGCAAACCAUAGCCAUGGAGGCUAGAAGCCAUAGGUAGCCCUCUCCUCCUCCAUGAAUUGGUCUACUGCUCUUUUAAAGGCAUCCAAGUUGGCGGCCAACCCUGUGGCAGGGAGUUCCGCAGUUCAAUGAUGCGCUGCAUGAAGAAGGACUUGGUUUUAUCUGUCCUGAAUCCAAGUAACGGUGCCCCCUUUCCCCACCCCAACCCCAAUCUCUCUUUUAGGGACCAGAGCAGCUGUCUGGCUCCCCCAGGCAAACUCUGCACUCCGCAGGUGAGUUCCUCCCAAUAUCUGGAGGGGGGCGGGCACAGGUGAGUCUCCUGGCAAGCAGAGGGGGAAGCUUUUAUUUAUUUCAUAAAACCCGGUAAGAAGCAAAAGCCUCAAAGUGGUUUGCAAUGGAAAAUCAACAACCGUAAUUCAAGUUAAAAUAGCGAUAGACUAAAAACAAAUUGAAACUCACGUCGACUUUCUUAACACCUGGGAAGGCUUGUCUAAACUCCAGGGGUGGAUUUUGGGCUUUCGGAUUUGAGAGUCACCCCAUGUGACACCCUACCUCUCGCCUUCUGUUCCCCCGUCAGCAAUCGGUCUGCAACAUUCUGCACUGACAACCGCCUCUGGUUCAGGCACAAGGGAAGCCCCACAUUGAGGGAUGCCUUAAGGCAUCUCCUUUCCUUGGGUGCUCAGAGCCUGCAAAGCGGUGUGUGUGUGUGUGUGUGUGUGUGUGUGUGUGUGUGUGUGUGUCCCUGGCAGGCAGUUUGCAAGACUGGUGCAGGAUUGAGGUUGGGGAGGCAGGAAUCUGGUGGUCUCCUCUGGGGCGUCAAGGCGUCCAUUUGCUCCCUGCCACCUCCUCCCCCUUUCUCCUCCAGUGCAAAUCCCCAGCUCUUUUCUCAUCCUCUCCCUCCUUUGCAGAUCCCGUUCACCCUGCCUACCCUUCGUCCCGGGAGCCCGGCUCCGUACAGAAGCCUUCCAGCUUCCUUUUCCGCUCCUCCUCACGGAACAACAUGCAGCGGGGCUCCGGUGAGUAGGGGAAAGGGGAGGAGCCUCUGUAGGGACUCGCCCCCUCCGUCGGGCAGCGGGGCUGCUGGGCCCUCUGCGGCUACGCAUCUCCCCCCUCGCCCCAAAGGGUGUGGCCUCCUGACGCAGCCAAACGGGGCUUGGGAUCGGGGCCAGUGCAGGCUCCCAGAGGCCACCCUCCAUCAACAUGGUCCAUUGGCAGGUUCAGAACCCCACAGCAUCAAUUCUCGCCAGCGAAAUGGGGCUGUGGUAGACCGUGAGGUGCCCUUGUUUCUUUUGGUUAUCUCUCGCUUGGACUACUGCCAUGCGCUCUCCGUGGGGCUACCUUUGAAGGUGACCUGGAAACUACAAUUAAUCCAGAAUGCGGCAGCUAGACUGGGGACUGGGAGCGGCUGCCGAGACCACAUAACACCAGUCUUGAAAGACCUACGUUGGCUCCCAGUAUGUUUCUGAGCACAAUUCAAAGUGUUGGUUCUGACCUUUAAAGCCCUAAACAGCCUCAAAGGUCCAGUAUACCUGAAGGAGCAUCUCCAUCGUUCUACCCGGACACUGAGGUCCAGCGCCGAGGGCCUUCUGGUGGUUCCCUCCCUGCGAGAAGCCAGGUUGCAGGGAACCAGGCAGAGGGCCUUCUUGGUGGUGGCGCCCGCCCUGUGGAGUGCCCUCCCACCAGAUGUCAAAGAGAACAACACUAUCAAACUUUUAGAAGACAUCUGAAAGCAGCCCUGUUCGGGGAAGCUUUUAAUGUUUAAUAGGUUAUUGUAUUUUAGUGUUUUGUUGGAAGCCGCCCAGAGUGGCUGGGGGGACCCAGCCAGAUGGGCGGGGUAUAAAUAAUAAAUUAUCAUCAUCAUCAUCAUUAUUAUUAUUAUUAUUAUUAUUAUUUGGAGUGAAGGGCACCCAGGUUUAUUACAGUUUACGCGUUGCGUUUCCGCCCCACCUUUUCCUCUGAGGAGCUCAAGGUGGCACACCUCGUCCCAUCCCAUCCCCAAUUUUUAUUUUAUUUUUUAAAUAAUUUUUAUUAACAAACCAAUCAAAUCACAUUAAUUCCAAAUUACAUAACCGAAUUUUAAAUUUUUGUUGGGGGUACCCAUGCUUCGAGCUCCGAAAGGGAUCCAAUCAUCUUUAUUGCUGCUGCUUUGAUGUUCACAGUUCUGUCCGAUUAGUAUUCACAGUUCUGUCCACUCCUCUCUUUGUUAUUUUCCUCAUCUCUUCUUGUUGUUAUCGUAUGUUUUUCCUUUCUUUGUCACCUCUGCCAUCCCCAAAUUUUUAUCCCCUAUGGGGGAAGCGAGGCUGAGAGGCAGUGACUGGUCCCCGAGGUCACACCCAGUGAGCGUCACAGCCCAGUGGGAGCAUUUGAACCCAGGUCCUGAUUGAACCCUCUAAUCACUGCACCACACUGGCUCUACGGCUUCUGGUACCCUUCUUUGGAGUAACCCCCACAUCCAUCCAGCCUUCCAGGCCCCCGCCCCAUUAAUUUCAGGAGGGCAGAAGCUGCGAGGGGCACGAUGUGGAUGUAAAUUGGAUUCUUCUGCGUGGCACGACCUGGCUCUCUUCCCAGGCCUCUGAAUGAGGAACUGGUGGCUUUGAGCUUUCCCCCCUCUUUCCUCCCCAGGUUCCUUCUCGCCCGACCUCUCCCCUUCUGAGCUCAGGAACCAGCGGAGGCUGCGUGCCGGAUCGCAGGCCCAGGACGAGAGGGAGCAUACGGCUCAGCUGCGCAAGGUACAGACCCCCCAAGAGCCAGGAGGAAGCCGCUUCCAAGGGGGCGCAUCUCCUGGCGGCUGAACUGUAAACAAAACCUCGCAUUAGGAGUGUGAUGGGCUCAACAGGUAUACCGCCCCGUACCCAUAGCUCCCAGGGCGGCUCACAACACAGAAGCGCAAUAAAAAAGGAAAAUGCAGAAUAAAAAUAAGAGAAAUACAGUGGUACCUCUGGUUGCGAACGGGAUCCAUUCCGGAGGCCUGUUCACAACAUGAAAAGAGCACAACCUGAAGCGCCAUAUCUGCGCUGGUGCGCGGUGUGAUUUGACGCUUCUGCGCAUGCACGAGUGACGAAACCCGGAAGUAAUCCUGUCUGGUACUUCCGGGUCGCCACAGGACGUAACAUGAGGUAUGACUGUAAAAUCCUAUGCCGCUUUAUAUUUUUGAGGAAGAAAAUGUUGAAGCGGUUUAAAGCCUUUGUUAACACAUCAGACGAAACAUUCAGAAAUGCAGGCAGCAACCGUUUGAGGCGCGUUCGAAUCGUGCCCAACUCAGGAGUGGGCAGAAAGCAUCUCUAGAAGGGGCGGUGCAGGGUGUUGGCUUUCUCGGCGGUGAUUCAAAGACACGUGAUUUCACUGAAAUGCAAGGUGCCUUGGAGCGUUACCCCCGUGUCGGUGGGGUAAAGGUAAAGGGACCCCUGACCAUGAGGUCCAGUCGUGACCGACUCUGGGAUUGUGGCGCUCAUCUCGCUUUACUGGCCGAGGGAGCCGGCAUACAGCUUCCAGGUCAUGUGGCCAGCAUGACUAAGCUGCUUCUGGCGAACCAGAACGGAAAUGCUGUUUACCUUCCCGCCAGAGCGGUACCUAUUUAUCUACUUGCACUUUGACAUGCUUUCGAACUGCUAGGUUCGAGCGGGGACCGAGCAACGGGAGCUCACCCCGUCAUUGCGGGAAUUCGAACCGCCAACUUUCUGAUCGGCAAGCCCAAGAGGCUCAGUGGUUUAACCCACAGCGCCACCUGCAUCCCCGUGUCGGUGGGGAGCUGCCUGUAAAAACAUUGCAGAAGGCGCUGAAGAUGGAGUAAGCGUGGAUGGCUUGAGGGGGCAGCAACGGAGGGACGUUGCGGGUCUGCUCUGACCUCCCUAGUCAGAGGCAGUGAUGUGUCCGAGUCCCAGAAGGAACGGCAGGAGGCGAGAGGGAUCCGCUUGCGCUCGGAUCCUGCUUGUGGCUUCCCCAUUGAGGCCUCUGGUUGGCCACUCUGAAAACAGGAGGCUGGACUCCCAUGAGCCCCCAGGGGCCUGAUCCAGCUGGCUCUCCUUACGUUCUGCCGUUCUUCGGACGCUGAGCCUGACCCAGCAGGGCCCUUUGUAAGUUCUUACUCUCUCCCGGUAAAAGAUGACCAGCAUUAGUGGCGCACAGCUCCAGAGGAUGCUGAGAGGUGGAUGUCCAGGGAGCCCUCUAUCCCUGGCCUGACUGCUCCUCCUCCCCCCUUCUUCCCCGCAGGCCAUCGAGUCCCAGCUGAACGUCACCCUGGCCGAAGACCUGGGCGAGGCGCUGGCCAAUGGGGUGAUCCUCUGCCAGCUGGUCAAUCACCUGCGCCCUCGAGCCGUGCCCUUCAUCCACGUGCCCUCCCCGGCUGUGGUGAGCCUUUGGGGUCGGGGAGCCUGCCAGACCCCCAAGUCCACAAGAACGUCCCCUGUGCUCCUGACAGAUCAGGGGCUCCCAAGCUGCCCCCUUGGACCCAUAAACUCUUUUUUUUUAUAUAAAUUUAUUUGGUUUUUCAAAUUAAGAGUUUUACAAUUGCAUAUCCAGCAUACAACAUAAAAACAAGCGUCUCCUGGAUUUCUUCUGGGAAGCUUUUAAUGUUUAAUAGGUUUAUUAUUCCCUCCUCCCCUUUGUGAGUCUUAUUGUUAAACAUUUCCUCCUGCAUCUUUCAUAAUAAUACAAAUCUCUCACAUCUCCCUUAUAUCCAAAAUUCACCAUGAAACUACAAGGGUUAUUCCAGUCCUACUAAUGAUGUUUACAAUGGUCUUUAAGAUAAGUUAUAAAUUUUCCCCAUUAUUAACGUUUUGUGUUCCUGAUGGCAAAAACGGCCGGAAGAAUCAGAAAUCAGGAAGACCUUGGACCCAUAAACAUAAUAAUAAUAAUAAUAAUAAUAAUAAUAAUAAUAAUUUAUUAUUUAUACCCCGCCCAUCUAACUGGGUCUCCCCAGCCACUCUGGGCGGCUUCCAACCAAAUAUCAAAAACAAUACAGCGUCAGACAUUGAAAACUUCCCUAAACAGGGCCGCCUUCAGGUGCCUUUUAAAAGUAAAAUAGUUGUUUAUUGCCUUGAUAUCUGCUGGGAGGGCGUUCCACAGGGCAGGCGACACCACCGAGAAGGCCCUCUGCCUGGUUCCCUCCCCUACGAAGGACAUACCAUAUUUUUCGCUCUAUAGGACGCACUUUUUCCCCUUCAAAAAUGAAGGGGAAAUGUGUGUGCGUCCUAUGGAGCGAAGAUGCCAUAGCCCCGCGACCCUCUCCCGGCUGGAGGGUGACGCGCGGCUAUGGCAGGAACCUCUACAGCCCCGUGUCACCUCUCCAGCCGGGAGAGUGCGCGCGCUGGGCUAAAGCAGCCCCCUGCGACCCUCUCCCGGCUGGAGAGGUGACGCGCGGCUAUGGCAGGAGCCUCUCUGCUGCGCCUUUCCGCUGCUCCCUGACCUGCUCUUUGGGGCUGGUGGUGGGCUUCCCCCCGCCAGCCCCAAAGAGCAGGUCGACAGGAACCUGAAGCCUGGAGAGCGAGAGGGGUCAGUGCACACCGACCCCGCUCGCUCUCCAGGCUUCCAACGUAUCCGCCUGAACGCACCUUAAACGGCACCUUGUUUUAGAGCGGGAAAACAAGAGGGGAAAGUUCUCCCCUCUCUGUGAAGCGCCUCCUGCUGCUUCACUGAACGGGCGCUGGGCAGAGAGGGGGAAAAAUUUUUUUUCUUGUUCUCCCCCCUCUAAAACAAAGUGCGUCCUAUUGUCCGGUGCGUCCUAUGGUGCGAAAAAUACGGUAAUUCAGAAUAGCGGUUUUGUUUCUACGACCCGCUAAUAACAAUAGAAUUCAAAACGGUAGCAGUUGCUGCUGAUUCAAAAUUCGGUUUAAGCUACUUAAGUUUGAUCGGUUCAACAAAACGAAUGGGCACUGGAUGCCAGUUCCCUCCUGGCACUACCCACCCCCCUCGCCUCUGAGCUCCCCCAUAGGUGAUGCUCCCGCCCCAGGGGCACCUAGACCAGGUCUGCCCAGCCCGAGGGGUGCGAGAAGCUGCCUUAGGUCAUUGCUUCACCCAGCUUAGUACGGCCUGCACUGGCCGGCAGCAGCGGCUGCCCAGGACUUUAGGCAGAGAAGAAUCCCCGCCAGCCCAGCCCUUCUGCGUGCCAAGCGGGUAGCCCUCCCCUUGGGCAUUGCUGAGCUGACCACCUCUCUCUCUCCCUCUCAAAACAGCCAAAGCUGAACGCCAUCAAAAGCCGGAAGAACGUGGACAGCUUCUUGGCCGCCUGCCGCCAGCUGGGGCUCCCGGAGGUGAGGUUGGGCAUCUGCGGGGGUCUAGUUUGUGUGCUGCUGCUUGCUUGUGCCUGCUGGGGAGGGAGAAUUGGGUGGGGGGGACACACAGGAAGACCCUCCUUUGAGAAAUGGCCCCCAAGCCCUGUUUUUACACAACACACACACUCUUUCCAUUCCUGUUCACACAUUGCCCCCAACUCCCUCCCAGUACAACUCAGAACCGUAGAGUUGGAAGGGACCCCCGAGGGUCAUCCAGCCCAACCCCCCGGCUCAGGCAGCCACCCAACCCCUGCUUAAAACACCUAGGGAGGAGAGCCCGCCAGUUUGCGAGCGGGUCCGUUCCGCUCUCAAACAGCUCUUGCCGCCCGAACAUUAUUCCUCACGCUUGGCCGGAAUCUCCUCUCUUGCCGUUUGAAGCCGUGGGUUCAGAUCCUGCCCUCUGAAAGCCAGCUGGCUCCAUCAUCCACAGGAUCAUAGAAUGGUACAGCUGGAAGGGACACCGGGGGGUCAUCCAUCCCAACCCGCUGCAAUGCAGGGAUCUCACGGUGGCCGUUGGGCAAACAAGUCCCGGUUUCCGGUCCGACUGCCCUUCCCUGCAGACUGUGAGCCCCCUCCCUCCCCACCCGCAGGCUGCCGACCUUCCUCUGUGUGCUAGCGGUGUUUUUUUUGUGUGUCUUCUGUGUUCUCUCCCCUCUGCCACAGGUCUCUCUCUGCUCCGCCUCCGACGUGGCCGCCCUCCUGCAAGGCAACGUCCGCGGCUUGCUCCGCCUCCUCGAGGCCCUGCUGCCGCUGCCAUCGCCGCCGCCCGCGCCCCCCGGGGGGGGCAGGCCCCUCGCCCCGCCCGCCCUCUCCGAACACCUCGCUGGCUUUGGCGUCUUCUAUGUCGUCCUCAUGCUCCUCCUCUACUUCGCCUAUCGCAACCUCUGCGGCUGCUGAGCGUGCGGGCAGGGGGGGUCCCCGGCCACCCCCACCGGGCAGGAACAGGUUCUCCAGGGCAGACGUGGGUCAGGGCGCGUGCCCCACACUCCCCAGGGUGCGUGGAAGUCAGGGUGUCAGCAGUGCAGUCGAAGCGGGACACAGACAAAUACCAUUUUUCCCGAGGCCAGCGAUCCCUGCAAUUCCCCCCCAAUAAUAAUAUUAAUAAUAAUAAUAAUAGCUCUCCCUUCCCCAGUCAGAAUUAGCUCCCUCUGCCAGGCCCAAGGGGCAGGGGGGAGUUCAGGGCAGCCCCCCCAUGGCACCUGCCGUUCGGUCUCUUCUGUGCCUUGUUCCCCUAGCGAAAGGUGUUUUGGGGGGCCGUUAUUUUGGCCGGGGGGGAGAAGCCGCCAACUUCCUCCACCCCUCGGUUCACAUGCACUUAAAACUGCGUUGCACUAAUUCACGAGUGCCUGCAGGGGGGAGUUGGGUGCGUGCGGCAAGGGAGCACUUACAGGCCCCCCCCCCAAAAAAAAACCUUAGGCGGUCCUAAAGCCUUGGCCCACGCACUCCGACACUGUAAGGUCUUCGCUGCCCCUGACCUCACACACAGAGCACGUCUCUGAACCAAAUGUCACCCCCUACCCCAGAUUUUGUGCCCGCUCCCCUGCGCUGGCAAACCUUUGAGGGGCUCGGCUGUUCCGCACCCCAAAGUAUGCCCUGGGGCAUCUCAGUUUGUGGGCUAAAGGCCACUUCUUCCUCAAAUGCCCUUGCCCCCCCUCGAAUCCUUUCGGGGUUCCCUGUUCUGGACCUCUUCCCUUUUUGGGGCUUCUCGGGAGCACCCGACGCUGGACUCGCACUCCUGCCCUUCCUUUAAUCCAAACGUGCAAUUUCUGAAGGUCCACGGAGGGAGGGAGAGAUGGGGGCAUCUGCCGUGUUCCAGCCCACCCCAUAAUCUCUCUGGCACGGUGCACCCCCCAAGUCCGGGGUGGCGUUGUGGGGGGUGGGGAGGCCUUCAACAGGUGACAGGAAUCACCUUAAUUCAGGGCAAAAGCGGCUCCUCUUUCUAGAGACGGCUGCAGUCAAAAUUCCAGCCCCUUCUAGUCUCGCUCCCCAUCUCCGCUGCCUUAAAUAUAUUAAAUUAUACAUAUAUAUUUUAUAUAAAUAUAUAAAUAUAUAUAUAUAUAUAUAUUUGAAGAGAAGAAGAUUAUGGAAUACUGUAAUGUAAAGGGAAAAAAUUUUUUUUUUUGUCUUUUUAAGCAUGUACAGAAUUGUAAAUAUGUGGUGCUCUCCAUCGAUCGCCUGCCCCCCUCUCUUGAGCAGGGGGGGGCAAAAAUCUUUUUCAAGGGCUUUGGGGUUGUUGUUUUCCCUCCCCCUUUUCACGGUCCCCCCCCACCCCACCAAAAAAAAAAAGGACUGCUGUACAUUCUGCAUUUGUGUUCUUCUUGCUUUUUUUGUUCCUUCUCGAGAGGCGGCUCCUGCGUUUUGUGUUUUGUUCCUCCUCGCCUCGACUCCUGUACAUUGUAAAAUACCAAGAAAUGAAUUCUUCUUUUUUUUCCAAACGACGGCGGCAGCAGCAGCCUUUGUUUCUUCCUUCCGCCUCCUUCGUCUUCUGGGUUGUCUUUGUACUUUUUCCUUCCUGUAACCGCUGGUGGGGUGGGAGCAAGUUUGCUUUCGCAAUCCGUGUUAUGGGGUCGGUGCGGGUUGCGGUCUGACGGUCAGAACUUGCUGGUGGGAGUUGUAGUUCAGCGGUUGGGAGUUGUAGUUCAGCGGGGGGGGGGGUUCCCAAAGCCUCCCUCCCUCCACCCACUGCAGAACCCACCCUGACCUCGAAUGUGCGCAUGCACACCUUUUCCCGCCGGCAAAGGGAGAUGUGCGUGGCUCAGGCGCACUUUUCCACCGGCUCCUGUGUCCAGCCGGGCAGAUGUGGGAGGCCGUCUCGGCCAGCAGCGCCUGGCCAGACCGUCCUCCUUUGGCUUGCCCUACCGAGAGAAGCACCGCCCGCCGUUGCUAACUUCUGCCCCCCCCUCCCAUGCCCCCCACCCCUCAGGAGUCUCUCUGCUCCCCCCACCACGUGCUGGAAGAGGAGGGUCUGCCCCGCGUGGCCGAGACGGUUCGGACUCUGCUGGCAACGGGCUGCGCUGCCCCACCUCUGGGGCGCCAGAAGACCUAGGCGGACCGGACAGGGUGGCCUAGGCGGACUGGACAGCAGGGACUGCGCCGAUCCGAAACUUGCAGGGCGGCAGUGCAGAACCGUAAUCGCUCAGGGAUCUCCGUCCAAAGAAGAGGAGCCGGGAGCUUUCCCCACAGGGAAACGGACUCCGCGUUCAAAAGGGGCGAGAGGGCAAGACCCCUUUGUCAAUGGCUCUCCUCCCGUGGAUGGGAAGCUUCUCUCCAAAUUCAACAAGAACAUUUGUGUGUUUUUUUGCAUUUGUGCACAUGUCGGUGAGGUUGCAUUUAAAUAAGCAGCUGCCUCAGUUGCGUUGUCCAUUAGCAAAGCCUGUUCUAUCGGUCCUGGGAUUAUGAAAUACGGGGCAGAAAGUCCUGACCUCUUCUUAAAAACUUCCAGCCACUCUCAGCGCCCAGCCCUCCU
Podarcis lilfordi (Lilford's wall lizard) is the source of this 70286-nucleotide messenger RNA. NCBI's taxonomy places the organism in Eukaryota, Metazoa, Chordata, Lepidosauria, Squamata, Lacertidae. The record is from the annotation of a GenBank genome assembly.